AUGAAAGCUGGCAAGCUGGUCGGCAUGGUCUGCAGACUCUCGGCGCCUGGCUCUCUGCUUCUCGGACUGCUGGUAAAUUUGCUGGAGGUGGUCGCGGGGGGGGGGGGCGGGGGCAGGCAGACGGCCAUCCUUCUGCCCAAUGGCUGGGUGGGAGCACCAGUCUCCCGUUCAAGGCUCCCGUGGGUCACGGACUGGACCAAUUCAUGAAGUGGUGGCCUUUCAGGGGCGACUUGCCAGGUGGUCCUUCUCUGCCUCCACAGCUGGAGGCAGCAAGGCUUCUGAAUUUUAGUUGCUGGAAAUUGCGGGAAGAGAGAGUGCUCUUGCGCUCCGGUCCUUCUUGCACGCUUCCCGCAACAAGAGGCAAUGGGUUGGUCACUGUGAGAACAGGAUUGCUGGUCUAGAUGGUCCUACUUUGGCCCCUCCUCAUGCUCUGAUGUGGGAUGCGGGUGGGUUAAACCACAGAGCGUAGGACUUGCUGAUCAGAAGGUUGGAGGUUCGAAUCCCAGUGACGGUGUGAGCUCCCGUUGCUCGGUUCCUGCUCCUGCUGACCUAGCAGUUCAAAAGCACAUCAAAAUGCAAGUAAAUAGGUACCGCUCCGGCGGGAAGGGAAGCAGCGCUUCCAUGCGCUGCUCUGGUUUGCCAGAAGCGGCUUAGUCAUGCUGGCCACAUGACCUGGAAGCUGUACGCCGGCUCCCUCGGCCAGUAAAGCGAGAUGAGCGCCGCAACCCCGAGUUGGUCACGACUGGACCUAAUGGUCAGGGGUCCCUUUACCUUUACCAUGCUCUGAUGUGGAGGUUUGGAGGACGGGUAACAACCUAGACAAAGCUUGCCUGCCUUAAAGGUCAACAAACGUUUGCCAUCAGCCUCCGUAGAUUCUAGUCUGCAAACGCUGCAGUUAAGUCAUUCCAGGUCUUAUUGAGUGGGGUGAAGAAGGGUCUUCUAAGGUGGUUAUGUGUAUUACCUUACUUGCUUCAAAAAAUAUUUUUAUUAUAUUUAUAUCCCAUCUUUUUUCUCCAUGAACCCCAAGGUGGUGUCCAUGGUCCUCCCCUUCCUUGUUGAAUCCUCACAACAGCCCUGUGAGGUAGGCUAGGCUGAGAAGCAGCGACUGUCCCAAUGUUCCUCAGUGGGUCUGCCCUACUUUCCAAAAAGCGCUUUGCUGUCCUUGCUCUUUGCAUUCAUGUCCCCCCUGUUCCUCCAAGGAGCUCAAGGCUCUCAUCCACAAAACAGCCCUGCCAGGUAGGCUAGACUGAGAGGCAGAGGCUCCCCCCCCCCCAGGUGAGCUUCAUGGGGGAGCAGGGAUCUGAAGCCUGGCCUCCCUUGUCCUUGUCCGACCUGCUAACUGGCUCUCGGAGCCCCUCCUGGUCCCUCUGCGGAGUGAGAUGCUGACCCACAGAAGCUGGAGUCCUAAUAAAUUUGCCCAUUAAAAGAGCUGCAGCAAGGGACUGUUUUUGCCACGGUAGAUAAAGCCAUAAAUCUUGGACAGUUUAUCAACCUGUGUCCCCAAGUGCUGUUCAGCCCUGCGGGUUGGAGAGACUGUCUCUGUCCUGUUCACACAAGCACUUGGCCGAGUGAGGCACUUGCAGGAUGUCCCGUGCUCAAUUUCUAGAAUCAUACAAGUCUAGAAGGCGGCGGGCAAAGUUGUGACUUGGGGGAACAAUCUGAAAGUCUUGGUGGAACCUUCAAGGUCAAGAAAUUUAUUGCUGCGACUGCAGCUCACUCUUCCAGGUGCCUGAAUUGAAAUCUCAGUCGGGGGAAGCGGUAUGGUGAGAGCAGAAUGGCAAGGAGAUGCAAGAAUUAGUGACAAUUAAGGCUUAAAGGUAAAGGUAAAGGGACCUCUGACCGUUAAGUCCAGUCGCGGAUGACUCUCGGGUUGCACACUCAUCUCACUCUAUAAGCCGAGGGAGCUGGCGUUUGUCCGCAGACAGCUCCCGGGUCAUGUGGCCAGCAUGACUAAGCCGCUUCUGGCGAACCAGAGCAGUGCAUGGAAACGCCGUUUACCUUCCCACUGGAGCGGUACCUAUUUAUCUACUUGCACUUUGACGUGCUUUCGAACUGCUAGGUUGGCAGGAGCAGGGACCGAGCAACGGGAGCUCACCCCAUAGCGGGGAUUCAAACCGCCGACCUUCUGAUCGGCAAGUCCUAGGCUCUGUGGUUUAACCCACAGCACCACCCGCAUCCCAAAAAGUCAUAUAGCACACCCAAUUUAAACAUAAUUUAAAUAAAUGUUUACAAAUGUUUAAAAAGUGUGAAAACAGGGUCCCUCGAGAGUUUCAGAUUCAAGUGAGAGAUCUGAUAAACAUGCUCUCUCUCUCUCUCUCUCUCUCUCUCUCUCACACACACACACACACACACAUUUCUGAAUGCCUUAAGGCCAACGCCAAGAAUUUCCCGUCUCCUCCGUCGCUGUCUUUCCCACAGUUGCCUCCCUUGCCAUCCACUCAACAGCAGCCAGCUCAGAAAAAGAUGGGUGGCUGGCGCUGUGUCUUCUCCCCCCAGCCCACGGGCAAACCACAUUCUUCCCCUUUUGAGGGAGACGUUCCCCUUUGAGCAAUGCCAUUUCAGUGAGACUUCUCCCGGAGGAUGGGAUGUUUGUGCUGGCCCUCAGACUGGUGGGCAUCUGCUUUUGUCCUUCUGGGCCUCCGGAUCCCAUUGCCCCCACCAGCGCAGCAAUAAAUCUCUGAAAGAAAGGCGGGCGGAGGGAACCUGUGGCACUGCCUUCCUUAGUCACUGCAGAUGACUAGUGGAUGGUUUCAUGAGGAAACAAUUCCACCUGAAUCGCAUCGCGAGGGUGGACAGCGGCUUUGGAGGCUGCAGAGAAACAUCUGGCUGCUUUGGGGGAAUCUAUUGUAUAGGGUGGAGGGCUUGCCGCGUUAAUUCCCCAACCUAAUUCUCCAGUUAGGUUUCUAAGUCACAGCUUUGGGUCCAGCCCAGAGCAAGAGACAGUCUUUGUUGUUCCAGCUUCCAGCAUCAGCCAAAAGCCAGACAUACAGUUCCACUGGGCCUAUUGUUCCCCAUUCCAGGAGGACAGGGCGCCCAGCCAGAGGAGGCCACUCACUAUCUCUCAGCCUUACCUACUUCACAGGGUUAUUAAGAGGAUGAAAUGGGGAAGAGGAGAACCAUGAGAUCCUUGGCAGAUAAAGGUGGUAUAUUAAUGUAACUUGGACGCGGGUGGCGCUGUGGGUUGAACCAUGGAGCCUAGGGUUUGCCGAUCAGAAGGUCGGCGGUUUGAAUCCCCACAACAGGGUGAGCUCCCGUUGCUCGGUCCCUGCUCCUGCCAACCUAGCAGUUCGAAAGCACGUCAAAGUGCAAGUAGAUAAAUAGGUACUGCUCUAGUGGAAGGUAAACGGCGUUUCCGUGCGCUGCUCUGGUUCGGCAGAAGCGGCUUAGUCAUGCUGGCCACAUGACCUGGAAGCUGUACGCCAGCUCCCUCGGCCAAUAAAGCGAGAUGAGUGCCGCAACCCCAGAGUCGGUCACGACUGGACCUAAUGGUCAGGGGGCCCUUUACCUUUUCAUUAAUGUAAUAAAUAAAUAAGCAGAAUACAGCAAAAAGAAAAAAAAGAGCAUUAAAAUGUUUUUGGAAUUAAAGGCAUUCUGAGGACCUAACAACAAGUGUGUUAUGUUGCCAGUGUGUGUGUGUUUUUAAGUUGAUGUGCGGAAGCGAUUUUGCAGGAGGACUGCGGUGCCUGGGGGAGAGAAGCUGCAUCUUUUGCACCACAGUCAUGGAAGGAUACAGAGAGACUUUGAACUCUACGUCAGGCAGACCUAACCGAAAUGAAGAGGACCUCUGCUGCCUCCUCUGCAGCCUCUAAAAUAUCAAGAGCGGAGCUGUGAUAGGAUAGAGGUGGGGGGAGCUGGCGAUUGUGUGAGUAAGUGCCAAGUGGCAGCCAUGUCCCUGGUGCUUUCCGGCAGUGGGGGAGCCCUCCUCGAAUCUGAUGGGGGGGGCAAAGAGAUCUGGGCCCCUAGAAGUUGGUGCCUAUGAUUUCCACCUUAAUCUUUUGAAAAACAGGUGACUAAAGGAUUCUUGUUGAGUCAGUCAGCAGGUUGGCCUUACGAAGAGUUAUUACUGCUGUUGGUUUUCCAUGCGCUCACCUCCUGUCUUCCUGAGUCCUGGUGGAUUGGGCUCAUUGAGAGUCUAAAGCUGCCACCAAUCAGAUGCCUUUGGCUCCUCCGACAGAUGACUGGUCUCUGAACCCUUGGCAACCGCUGUCUGGGCCAGCCAAUCCGCAGUGGUUGUCAGUGAGGUCCCUGUUUGCUCUCUGAAUUCCUGCUCCAUGGAUGCAACCUGGUGCCCAGAGCUCAUCAGGGAGGGAGGGUGAGGCUGGGGUGCCUCACAAGAGGCUCUGCAGUGCGUGGAUGGGCAGCCCAAAGUGGGCAUUUGAGAAAUAGCCUUAAAGUAAGGUUAUCAGAUUUUUGAUCAAUGAAUUCGGGGAGACUUUUCAACUUCAAUGGAUUUUGCAUGAGGACUGAUCUGUAAAUCCAGGGACUGUCUCCGGGAAACGGGGAUGUCUGGUAACCUUAGGGUAAAGGUAAAGGGACCCCUGACCAUUAGGUCCAGUCGUGGCCGACUCUGGGGUUGCGGCACUCAUCUCGCUUUAUUGGCCGAGGGAGCCGGCGUACAGCUUCCGGGUCAUGGCCAGCAUGACUAAGCCACUUCUGGCGAACCAGAGCAGCGCACGGAAAUGGCGUUUACCUUCCCGCCAGAGCAGUACCCAUUUAUCUACUUGCACUAGUGUGCUUUCAAACUGCUAGGUUGGCAGGAGCAGGGACUGAGCAACGGGAGCUCACCCCGUCACGGGGAUUUGAACCGCCGGCCUUCUGAUCAGCAAGCCCUAGGCUCUGUGGUUUAACCCACAGCACCACCCGCAUCCCUUAAAUAUAUAUUAAGGCUUAAAUAUAUGUUAAACUGGCACAGCUUUAACCUUUUACAGUAGCAGGUUGGUGAUAAUUGACCUAGAAGCCACUGAAGGAAACUUGGCUCAGAGGCACUUUAUUCAAAGCACUUUUAUUGCCCAUAUUGAUGAGGGCUAAUCUCCUACCCAUCCCCAAAUAAGGCAGUGCACUGUAAUGGUUAGAGUCUUGUACUAUCACCUGGGAGACCAAGGUUUGAACCCCCCUGCUCCGCCAUGCAGCUCACUUGGCGACCUUGGGCCAGUCCCUGCCUCUCAGUCUAGCCUGCCUCUCAGGGUUGUUGUGGAGAUGAACGGAGGAGUGUUGGGUAAUAUGCAUAACCUUGAGCUCCUUGGAGGAAAAAGUGGUACAAACACGCAGUAAGUAAGUACCGUAAGUAAGUAAGUGAGUGAAGGAAGGAGGGAAUUGCCAUUGCUCCUCACCCAUUCCUUUGCCACGCAGAUUGCUGGCGGAUGACUGAGAGGAUGGGGGAAAGUCUCCACCAAUGUCUCUUUUGCAAGGGGAAGGGGGUGGUACUGGUCUUACCUGGGAGAGGCCUGCUCCAAAACACAGCGGCUGAGUUUCCUUCACAGGUUGGCCUUCUCCCGAGAAGCACACUGGCGUUUGCCAUACCGGCUGAAAACCGCACUGCAAGGGGUGAGUAUCCUGAUUUGCGCUUCUGUGCGUUUAUCUGAAGUUCCUCCCUGGGGCAAGGCAAUCUGAGCACAGGGCACCAAUUCUGGCCCAACUGCACCACCUGCCAGUUAGUUUCCAGGGCCCAAUUCAAAGUGAUAGUCUUGACCUGUAGUACCAACUCAGGACCACAGUACCUCAAGGGCUGCCUCUCCCCGUAUGAAAUGACCCAGACCUUGUGAUGGACACCUGAGGCCUUUCUCCAGGUGCCACCUCCAUGGGAGCUCUGGAGGGUGGCAACAGGAGAACAGGGCCUUUUUGGUGGUGGCUCCCUAUAGGUGGAAUGCUCUGCCUGGGGAAGCUCACCUGGUGCCUUCAUUUCAUAUCUUUGGUGCCAGACAAAAACACUACCUGUGAACAUUUAAAAUGGGUGGGAUGUCUUAAUGUAUCCCUCACUCUCAGUUUUUAUGUAGGUAGGUAGGUAUUUUUUUCUGGUAAAUCACUUUGAAUUGCGAUGGCAAAAAAAAUGACUAAUGCAUUUAUUUAAUUAUUUAUAUAUAAUAUUUGGGUCUGGAAUCCCCAUUGCCUGUGCACAGCAGGAAAGUAAAUAAUAAUAAUGAUAAUAAUGAUAAUUUAUUUAUACCCCACCCAUCUGGCUGGGCUUCCCCAGCCACUCUGGGCGGCUUCCAACAAAAUAUUAAAAUACAGUAAUGCAUCAAACAUUAAAAGUUUCCCUAAACAGGGCUUCCUUCAGAUGUCUUCUAAAAGUCUGGUAGUUGUUUAUCUCUUUAAAGGUCAGCACCAACACUUUGAAUUGUGCUCAGAAAUGUACUGGGGGCCAAUGUAGGUCUUUCAAGACCGGUGUUAUGGACAGUGCCGUCCAUGAGAGGCAAAACCAAGUCCGGGUUUGUAUGCCAUGUAAAACUCACUUCCAGGUUAUUUCUCAGGGGCUACCAAAGGUCCAUUUUAAUCCAAGCGGGUCCUUAUAUUACAUUAAGAAUUUGGAGUUUGAGUUUUCCUCAUCCCUCCUCACCCUUUUUUCCUUUUAAUAAUAAUAAUAAUAAUAAUAAUAAUAAUAAUAAAUUAUUUAUACCCCGCCCUUCCCGGUUCAAAAACUGGGCUCAGGGUGGCUAACAACAAAUUUAAAACACUUAAUUAUAAAAGCAGCAUAAAAUACAGUAUAAAAAACAUGAUAACAAUAAAAAUCAAAAAUCAAAAAUAAAUUUAGAGGAAAUAAACAUUAGAUAAUCCCCAGGGCUAGCUGGCUGAAUUAGUCCUACUUGGGCCAGCGAGGAGGCCAGGGGAGAAUUAGCUGUGGGGUCUCAGAACGGGUAAUCUUCAUAAAAGAGGAGGGGGAGGGAAGAGAAGGGAGAUAAAAGAUCAGGUUGAAUUCAAAUUGAAAGCCAGGCGGAAUAGCUCUGUCUUACAGGCCCGACGGAAGGAGGUUAAAUCCUGAAGGGCCCUAGUCUCCUGGGACAGAGCAUUCCACCAGGUCAGAGCCAUCACUGAGAAGGCCCUGGCCCUGGUGGAGGAUAGUCUGACUUCCUUAGGGCCUGGGACCUCUAAACUAUGGUUAUUCAUGGACCUCUGCAGGGCAUACCAGGAGAGGCGGUCCCGUAAAUACGAGGGCCCUAAACUACAAAGGGCUUUAAAGGUCAAGACCAGCACCUUGAACCUGACCCUGUACUCCACCGGGAGCCAGUGCAGCUGGAAAAGCACUGGGUGAAUAUGCUCCCAUGGCAGAGACCCCGUGAGGAGCCUCGCUGCAGCAUUCUGCACCCGCUGGAGUUUCUAGGACAGCUUCAAGGGCAGGGACUAUCUUGUUUUUUUCUUGAUUUGUUGGCCACUCUGGAAGUUUUUUCAGCUGAACAGCAGGGUAAAAGCACUUUGGAUAAAAUGAAAGAUAAAAUGAUGCCAGCCAAGGGACUUCUUGGCAGAGGAAGUUGAACUCACUUCCAUCCCAGAAUCAUAGAAUCAGAAGGGAGCGGGAGGGUCAUUUAGUCCAACCCUCCGCAAUGCAGGAGUCACAGCAGCUACUUUAUCUUUCCCUCCAUGUGGUUCCCCUACAGAUCCUGGCUCUGUCCCCCAGAUCAUCGAGAUGCUGGGAGACGUGUAUGAAUACGUGCCCAUCCUCCAGGACUGGUGGCAUGCAGACGGGUACUGCCAGCAGCGCUUCGCUCGGCUGCCAUCUGAGCUGGUGUCUCUUGGGGAGAAGCUGCAGUCCUACCAAGUCCAGAGCGCAGUCUGGCUGGAUGACCGGGAGGUGUUCCUGCAGAAGCCGAAGCAGAGGCGUGAGUAGAGAUACGCUGCACUAUUGAAUCAAAUGGCCCACCUGGUCCAGCAAACCGGCUCUCACAGUACCAUGUGCACCUAGACGCCUGUGGGAAACCAGGGAGAAGGACAUGGGCACCAGAGCCCUCUCCCUCCCCUCCUGUGGUUUCCAAGAACUGGUAUUCAGAAGCAUGGCUGCCCCCAACUGUGGAGGCCAGAGCACAGCCAUACUGGCUAGUAGCCAUUGACAGCCCUCUCCUCCUUCUCCUCCUCCUCCUCCUCCUCCUCCUCCUCCUCUUCCUCCUCCUCCUCUUCCUCCUCCUCUUCCUCCUCCUCUUCCUCCUCCUCCUCCUCCUCCUUCUCCUCCUUCUCCUCCUCGUCCUCCUCCUCCUCCUCCUCCUCCUCCAUCUUCUCCUCCUCCUUCUCCUCCAUCUUCUCCUCCUCCUUCUCCUCCUCCACCAUCUCCUCCUCCUCUUCCUCCUCCUCUUCCUCCUCCUUCUCCUCCUCCUCUUCCUCCUCCUCCUCCUUCUCCUCCUCUUCCUCCUCCUCUUCCUCCUCCUCUUCCUCCUCCUCUUCCUACUCCUCUUCCUCCUCGUCCUCCUCGUCCCCCUCCUCCUCCUCCUCCUCCUCCAGGAAUUGGUCCAAUCCUCUUUUAAAGGCAUCCGUGUUGGUGGCCAUCAGAGUCCCAUAGCUUAACUCUCUAUGCUGCAAGAAGAAGGGCUUUCCUUUUAUCUGUCCUGAAUCUUCCAUCAUUCAGCUCCACUGGAUGACCACAAGUUCCAGUGUGAUGAGAAGAGAAUUUUUUCUCUCUCUCCACUUUCUCCUGGCCAUGCAUAAUUUUAUUUUAAAAAAAAAUCCUAUGAUGUAACCUGUUAUGUACUGAAGUUCUCACCCUGGGCCAGUGGGGGGAUACUGUAGAUAGUUAUGCAAAUGAAGGAUCGAAAGUGACGUUCAGUGAUUGGAUAGUUUUAGAAAGUUGUUACAGUUACGUUGUACUGGAGCUCUAUAUAAGCAGGCUGACUGAGCCCUUCAGUUCAGUUCUGUUCUGGCCUGUGAAUAAACAAGAGCUGUUUGAAGAAUCGCUGUGUCGUCUGAUAUGUUCACCCACAACUUAACAUAACCCUUCCUUGCUUUUUCUCUCAAACUAAGAAGUCCCAAAUACAGCAACCUUUAUUCAUACAGAAAUCGCUCCGUCCUGUAGAGCGUUUGGGUUGCCCUUUUCUGAACUUUUCCCAACUCUACAACAUGCUUUUUGAUGUGAGGCAACCAGAACUGUUUUAAAUGUUGGGUCGUCAUCAUCAUCAUCAUCAUUUUUAAUUUGUAUACGGUCUUUCUCUCUUACAAUACUCGAGGCGGUUUACAAGCUGAAGAAACAAAAAAUGUACAUCUUAUAACAAUCUAAUGCAAUACAAAAAUGUGAUGAUAAAACAAAACUUUAAAAUAGGCCACCUACAUCAAAAAAGUAACAUUCAACAAUCAUUAGAAUUGUAUUAAAUAAUAAUAUCAACAUAUAAAAGUUAAACAGAAAUCCACUCAACAGUUGCAAUAAAUAAUAUCUAAACUAUAAUCAAUAAAACAGCGGCAAGCCACAGUACAUAAAACAAUACCAUACACAUUGAGAAGCAGAGACUAGAGGGUAGAGCAAGGCAGGUGGAAGGAGACCUUGCCUGAUGGAGUCUCUCCCCUCACAGUUCUUCCUUCAGGACCAGCUCCCUUAUGAGGACUCCUAGGGUUGGAGGGUGGGGCAAGACAGGUGGAAGGAGGCCUUGCCUGAUGGAAUCUCUCUCCUCACGGUCACAUCCUCAUCUCUCUCCCCCACCCCCAGGAAACAUCUCUGCACCAAUCCUGGUAUUCAAGAACAAAACGGACACCAAGUUUGUGAAGGUCUUAGCUGACUUCCCAGAGAUGCCCGCCGUGAGUGCCUGCGCCCACGUCCAGUGGGACCCUGAGGCUGUGGAGAUCUCCACUGUCUUCUCCUACGCGGUCCCGGCUUUCAUCAACGAGUUCCAGUUGCGUGGCUUCGUCGACGAGGAUGGCUUCGUCCGGUUUGCCAUCAUCCUCCACGGGCACCACUCCCCGUACCUGCCCGUUUUUCGCGCCGAUGGGCAGUGGCACCACUUCUGUGUCACAUGGCAGCAUCAGAAUGGGGCAUGGGCCAUCCACGCUGACGGGAAGGAGAAGGCCUCAGCCACCGGGCUUUCAGCCUCCCAUGCCGUGGAUGGCCACGGGAUGUUCAUUAUUGGGCAAGACCAGGAUUCCCUGGGUGGGGCCUUCAAGGAGAAAGAGUCCUUCAGUGGGAACCUCACUGGUUUGCAUGUUUGGCGGAGAGUCCUCAGCAGGGAGCAGAUUGAGAAAGUGCGCUCCUGCAUCCCUGUUCAAGAGAGCCUCGUGUUUGCCUGGAGCAGCGACAUCCUCGAGGUGGAAGCGAGCAUCCAGCAGGCCACAGUACAGCUCACCUGCCCAGGUAAAGCGCUCUCGGGUUGUGACUGCACCAGCCGUCUGGAUCUGGUCUGUGAUGAGCUGGUUGAUUUGCAUGUCCCUGUUUUCAGUUGGUGUGGCUGGUUAUUUGCCUAUAUUGGAUGGGGGCAGGAGAGGAAGCUGCCCCAGGACAGGGGUGGGGAUCCCUGUGGCCUGCAGACUGUGGCCAGUGAUGAUGGGAGUUGUAGUCCCAACAGGAGGACCACCGGUACUCCUUCCUGGUUUAGGAGGCAUCUUGGGCUGGAAGGGCUUUGAACUCUCUUGGGUCUCCAUUGCAAAAUGGGCUUGUUGAGAUAGGUAGGUAGAUACCUGCCGGGGUCUUUUGAAGAUGUCCAUGGCAAUCAGGUUGUGUGACUUGGCUACCUGCAAGUACACAAAUGGCAGAGUGUAUUUCGAAUAAACUGUGUGGAGCAGGAGCAGAUGGUGGGGAGGGGCGAUGGCUGCGACUGGACCUCCUGACGACUGAGUCAACGGCACUUACCUGGAGGCAGUGGGGGAGGGGAGGCAUGGAGAUGGAGCAAAGGCAUCAACAGGAGAGCUGGGUGGAAGUAAGAUGCUUUAUAAAGACCUAGUGGCUGUGAGUGCCUGGGAGUUUUUAGGGAAUAAAAAAACCGCAAUUUUAAAACUAAAAAUAGCGUGAUUUGUGAUUCUGGACCCAUGACACCAAAAUUGGGUAAACUUGUGCCAAAGUCGCAUUUUGGUCUGAUGUCUUGAUUCAAAGCGGCACCUAGAACCCAAGAUGUUGGCAACUCCGCCCUCAGGAAACCCCCUGCCGAAUUUGGUGACAAUGCUUCGAGGGGUGUCCCAACCUAUAGAAAACAAGCAAACAAACAAUUUCCCAAAACAACUAGUAGACAUGGGGUGUUGCUCUCGUUCUAGCCCAAUGGUGGCCAUUAAUUUGAUUUUGAAUUGAUUUUGGAAUGAAUUGGUUUUAGAAUUCUGUGUUACUUUUAUUGCUGUUAGCCGCUCUGAGCCCGGCUUCGGCUGGGGAGGGCGGGAUAUAACUAUAUUAUUAUUAUUAUUAUUAUUAUUAUUAUUAUUAUUAUUAUUCUCUCCCAGGGCCUGUGGAGGAAUGCCGAAUGUUUCAGGUCGCCCAGGGAAGCCUGGCUUCUGCCCCCUGCCUGCAGCUUCUGCCUUUUGUCUGCCAUUACAAAAAAGGUACGGCGGUUCUGACUAUCCUUAUCUCCAGACUCAGACUGUGGCCCACGGUCCCCAUUCCUUUGUGCCAGCAAUCGGUGGACCGGAGGGAGGUGGGUGGAGCAACAGGUGUGACUCUUACUUUGGUCAGUAUGGUCCCAUCUGCACAGUGCAUUUAAAGCACACACACCCCCCAAAAAAAAUAAGAAUAAUGGGAACCGUAGUCCACUGAGAAUUCUGAGAGUUGUUAAGAGCCCCCCUAUUCCUCUCACAAAGCUACAAUUACCAGAGUGGUUCACCCCCUCUUCCUGUUAAUUAAAACACAAGCCACUUUUUAUUAAUGGGAAUGUUUAUUUGAUCAUGAUAAUGGAAUAUUUAUUUAUUUAAACGUUCAUAUUCCUCAGUCUCAAAGUGCCACAAGGCUGGGAGCCAGGGAUCAAAUUCCACUUCCCCCGGAAGAGAGUUCCAAGGUUUUGGAGCCAGCACUGGGAAGGCCCUGUCAUGCCUUGUUCAGCAAGGAAACUGCGCCUCUGAAGCAGGUCUUCAUCACUGGGUUGGUUUCCAGGGGAGAAGGAGUCCUUUUGGUAUCUCCAGCUGUUGGCUCAGCCUGGAUUUGUGGUCAGAGUGUGAGACUGGGGCCUUGAGAGACACCGGUUCAACUCCCCCCUUGACCACAAAGUGCUCUGGGUGACUUUGGGCCAGUUGCUCUCUUUUGACCUUGUCUACCUUGCAAGGCUGUGGAAAGAAUUAUUAUUAUUAUUAUUAUUAUUAUUAUUAUUAUUAUUAUUAUUAUUAAAAUUUAUAUGCCAUCCUGCAUCUGAAGGGCAGUUUACAACAUGAAAACACAAAUUACAUAGCAUAAUAGCAAAACAACAACACCCCUCCCCCGCUAUCACACUUAAAAGGCCGUAGAUGGCUUAAUCAGCCAAAGCCCUGGUGGAAGAGGAAUGUUUUUGCCUCGCUCCAUGAAAUGGGCAAGGUACUAACUUUGUAAACCACCUUCCACAACCUGUCCGGAGUUCAGCCUACACUCGAGUAGGACCCUGGUAGAGACACAUGCCUGACUAGCAUGUUCUCUCCCUCCUGGUCAAUCGUUCGGGAGCUUCAAAAGCUUUCUUCAGCCCGAACAUCACAGCGACCGAUGCCAAGCGACACCGGCACACUUAGGGAUCCGCGGAGUUUGCGCAGCUUGCGUGACAGACCUUAGCAACUCAGCAUUUUGGCUAAUCGGCUUUAUUUACAUAUCAACACACACACGGAGCACUGCAACAUGGCUCCCUCUCUCUCUAGCAUCAGACAGCAAAGAGAAAAAGAACAAAGGACAAUAGUCCCACUUCACGGAACACAGGAACACAAACAUCCUGUCGCCGUCACUUCCCACUCUGUGGAGUCAAAACAUAGACAACAAUCCCAUGACUGCAAUCAGGGAGCUGGAAUUCUAACACAACCUUCCAUUGCAUGUCUGUUGUUUUCCCCUCAGAUCUUUAUUUGCAGUUGAGGAAAACACAGUUGAAACCUGUCCCACAGCUCAUAGCUCAGGUUAAUGCGCGAGCGAAUGCGACAGUGGUGAGUAAAGCAUUGGCCUCAUCCCAGACGCCUGAGGGCUUCCACCUGUGGCCCAGCGUCACUGUGUUGCUGGCCAGGCCUCAUGGGCGCUGGAGCCUUUUCUCAGCCGUUUUCUCCUUACAAAACUAGCGUAAUUUGUUGAUUACAGUGGCUCUUCAAAUAGUUCGUAUAUUUCUUCCAAUCUUCUGUAAAUCUCUGGUCCUGCAGGUUUCGAAUCCUUCCUGUCAUUUUGUCCAAUUCCGUGUAGUCCAUUAAUUUCGUCUGCCAUUCUUCUUUUGUCGGAAUUUCUUCUUGCUUCCAUUUCUGGGCUAACAAUACUCUUGCCACUGUUGUUGCAUAUAAGAACAAUUUAACGUCUUGUCUAUUAAUAUCCUCACCUAUAAUACCAAGUAAAAAUGCUUCUGGUUUUUUUAAGAAUGUAUAUUUCAACAUCUUUUUCAUCUCAUUAUAUAUCAUUUCCCAGAAGUUUUUUACUUUCUUACAUUCCCACCUUCAGGAUGAUUUCUGGUAGGGGCCAUUCGUAGCUCUACCUGGAGAUGUCGAUAGGGGGUGGGACUGAAUCUGGAACCUUCCUCAUCCAAAGCCAGGGCUCUUUCACUGAGCCACAGCUCUGGGAACACGUGAGUCUGGUUGUGGGGCACAGGCAUCUAUUGGCGCAUCUUCUCAUCUCACCUCUCCACACUGCCCCUCUUUCCUCCCACCCCCUGGAUUUGUGGCUUCCCCACAAACUUUCCCCUAAAGUGCCUUCAGCUUGUGUGCUACUCCCAACCCAAAGUCCCCAUAUAACAGAUUUUGGACGCACUGCUACUAAAAAAUACUUCAAAAACGGCUUUGUGCAGACAGGGCCGUCUUACCCAUAGGUGCUAGGGGUGCGGGGCACUUGGGCGCUGGGCUCUCAGGGGCACUAAGCUGAGAGUCCUGGGGCCUGAGAGUUGAGUCCAGGGAAGAACCCGCCCGUCAGUUGGAGCGACGCCGUGGGCUCUUCUGCCGCAGGCGGCUUUGUUCCGUGAGUGUGGGGGCGACCGAGCCAGCGAGACGCUGAGGUAGCUGGCCAGCUCUGCCCUCCUGCGCGCCUGGGACUGGGCAACCUGGGGGGCGGACACCAGGUGGAUCUUUGCACCCUGGCACCGCAUAUGCUUAAGACAGACCUGUGUGCAGAUCACACACAUCUUAGUGGAUUUUUCCAAAAGGGGAGACUCACACAAACCCCUUCACCCACCCUGCCCCCAUUUACCGUAUUUUUCGCUCUACAAGACGCACCAGACCACAAGACGCACCUAGUUUUUGGAGGAGGAAAACAAGAAAAAAAAAUAUUCUGAAUCUCAGAAGCCAGAACAGCAAGAGGAUCACUGCGCAGCGAAAGCAGCAAUCCCUCUUGUUGUUCUGGCUUCUGGGAUAGCUGCGCAGCCUGCAUUCGCUCCAUAAGACGCACACACAUUUCCCCUUACUUUUUAGGAGGGAAAAAGUGAGUCUUAUAGAGCAAAAAAUAUGGUAGUCCCCCUUCUCUAACCUGGGGGUCUUGUUUCUGGCUACAGAUUCCCGAGAGUGUCUUCCAGGCAGAAGCCCGAGGUGUGGACGUUUCAGUAGCCGCUGGUUACCUAGGGGUGGUGGAGACGGUCCUGACGGACGCUGAGCCUCCAUCUCUGGAUGCAGCUGCUCUUCUGGGCAUCUUGCAGCUGCUGAAGGAGGUCUCAGACUUAGAUGCCAAUGAGCCGCAGGAACUGGCAACGCUGGAGCAGCUGGGGCAGCACUACGUGGCAGUUGCCGGGGCAAUCCUGGAGGAGCAGAACGCUGAGGAGUGGUCCGAAAUAAAGCCGGUAAAAUCAUGGCUUCCUAGAAGUAGGGGUGGGUGGGUCUGGUGAGCCCCAAUAUUUGAGGCAGGAAAUCCAGAAAGCUGAAGCAGCCCUGAUAGUCCACCAUCCCUUUCCGUCCUUGAGAGUAUGUGGUCAGACGGGAGACCCUAGGGCCAUGAAGGUGACAGAGGUGACCUUGGAAGGCAAUGCAGGCCUCUUAGUAAUGUUGAUGGCAUUUUACCAUUGUACUGUGGAGAGUGCAUUAACUUAUGGUCUGUGUGUGUGGUUUGGGAGCUGCACGGUCAGGGGAAAAACAGUGCUGUCCAGGGUUGUAAAGACUGCGGAGAGAAUAAUUGGGUGCACUCUUCCCACCUUGGAUCAAAUCUACGCUUCCAGGUGCCAUAAGAAAGUUGCAGAGAUAGCGCAGGAUUGUGCACACCCUGGAAAUGAUCUCUUUCACCUUCUGCCUUCUGGGUUAUAAAGACCAGGACUAGCCGCCUGAGAAACAGUUUCUACAUAAAUGCAAUUCUGGUUUUAUACGCAGUAUAAGGAGUCUUGAUAGGAGUAUAUUGUAUUUUAAAAUGGGGUUUCAGAGUUUUUAGGGGUUUUCGAAUGUCUUAUGUAGAUUUUUCAAUUUCAUUGUUCUGUAUGGGAUAAUGUAUCGUAUCAUAGUCCCACUGACCUCACAGGGCAGUUGUUGGGGGGUUAAACACGGAGGGGAUACCUGGAGCAACUUAGAGGGUUUUUUGGGGGGUGGGGGAAGGUGGGAUAGAAACACAAUAAAUAAACAAACACUAGAUGGCUGUCCGGCCUCUGCUGGAAGAUUUUCAGGAAGGUAGAAAUAUUUGUUGUUGUUUAGUCAUUUAGUCGUGUCUGACUCUUUGUGACCCCAUGGACCAGAGCACGCCAGAGCACGCCAGGCACAGGUAGAAACAGAUAAGGAAAUAAAUAUCCCUGGGUACACACCUUAAUUAAAUGAGUUGCAUCACACCUAUGCUCGCUGCAGUUAGGCUUCUGGCAAAAAUCUAAGUUGUCAAUCCCACUGUCUGCUGUGGCAGAAUUUUACACAACUAAAUAUGUACUUUAUUACAUGAUUUACUACAUUAUUUCACAACAUCCAUUUCAAUGCAAAGGAAACGCAAUUUAGUUUGGAAGGGCAGUUCAUAGAAUCAAAGUACUGCAAAGUUGGAAGGGAUCCUCAGGGUCAUCUAGUCCAACCCCCACAAUGGAGGAAUCCCAAUUGGUUUCAUAUCAUUGGCAGGCUGAACACAACAAAGGCGAAUACCAAUCAUGUUCAUUGAUUUCAUUAUCUGAUGCCUCGUACCACCCCCUCUGUGCGACUGGCUCCAUUCUUAAACCCUCCCUGCUAUCAAGAAGCUUCCCUAAUCUUUGACCGAAAUCUACCCUCCAGUAGCUUAAGCAGCAGAGAAGUCAUAGAAUCCUAGAACCCUCGGAUUGUACAGUUGGAAGGGACCCCAGGGGCCAUUUCGUUCCAACCCACUGCAAUGCAUUAAGCAGCCUUUGCUCUCUUCCAUGGGGCAGCCCCUCAGAGACUGGAAGAGGGCAAUAAUAAUAAUAAUAAUAAGGCAGCCCUGUUGAGGGAAGUUUUGAAUGUGUGACAUUUUAAUGUAUUUUUAAUCUUUGUUGGAAGCUGCCCAGAGUGGCUGGGGUACAAAUAAUAAUAAUAAUAUAAUUUAUUUGCUUCCAACAAAAUAUUAAAAUACAGUAAUGCAUCAAACAUUAAAAGCUUCCCUAAACAGGGCUGCCUUCAGAUGUCUUCUAAAAGUCUGGUAGUUGUUCUUCUCUUUGACAUCUGGUAGGAGGGCAUUCCACAGGGCGGGCGCCACCACCGAGAAGGCCCUCUGCCUGGUUCCCUGUAACUUGGCUUCUCACAAUGAGGGAACCGCCAGAAGGCCCUCAGAGCUGGACCUCAAUGUCUGGGCAGAAUGAUGGAGGUGGAGACGCUCCUUCAGGUAUACUGGACCGAGGCCGUUUAGGGCUUUAAAGGUCAACACCAGCACUUUGAAUUGUGCUCGGAAAAGUACUGGGAGCCAGUGUAGGUCUUGCGUUCCCUGCGGGAGGAGGGCCAGGGAAGCCCAUGGGCAAAGUUGGUUGAUGAUGAUGAUGAUAAGGUUUGGGCAGCUGCUCCUGUGCUCCUCAGAUCCUUGAUGGACCCAUGACAGUUGUGGAAAACAUGGACAAGAUGGUUUCCAGCCUCCAUCAGCUCCUGAGUACAGAGAGGCCCAAAGUCACCAUCCGGAGCAAGAACGUUGGUGAGUAGCAGCAAGGUUCUGAGGUGCGAGGGGGAGGGGGAGGAAGAGCCUGGGGAAUUGUCAAAGCAAAUGUGAUGCCUGAAAUUCAGUAGGAAAGGAAUUGAAAAUAAAACUGUGAAUAUCCUAAUGCUGUUACUCAAAUCUGUGGUGGAUCCCCCACAGUACUGUGUAGAGUAAAGGUAAAGGUAAAAGGUAAAGGGACCCCUGACCAUUAGGUCCAGUCGUGGCCGACUUUGGGGUUGCCGUACUCAUCUCGCUUUACUGGCUGAGGGAGCUGGCGUACGGCUUCCGGGUCAUGUGGCCGGCAGGACUAAGCCGCUUCUGGCGAACCAGAGGCCACUGUGUUGGGGGCCCCAAAAAAUUUUAAAGGGGAAUAAAAACCUGGAUGUACAUUUCCAAAAUAUGAGAUAAAAAACAAGUAAAAUAAAACCUCCAUACAGUUAGAGCUUAAUAAUUAUUUCACUAUUAAUAUACUUCUUCUUAAUUGUAUUUCACUAUUAAUAUACUUUUUAUUAAUUGUAUUUCAAUUCAACCAUUACUUUGAUAAAAUACAUAUUUUGUUAUGUGCAAAUGGCUUGAGAUACCUAUUAGGUCCAUAAAUUACCAUAUAGCAUAUAUUCAACACAAAAAAGCAGGAACAAUUUGUUGUUGACAAAGGACAGCUGGACAUAUCAAGGGCCCCAUUACCUUCAGGAGCUGAGGGCCUCACCAAACCUAAAUCUUACAUGAAGGCAUGUAAGUCACAUUUCCCUAUUGCUGCAGGAAUGAGGAAGCUUUUUCAGCCUGGGGGCCAACAUUCCUUCUGGUUAGCCUUCUGAGGGCCACAUGACAGUAGUGUAGGUGGAGCAACUACUAUAAAUAAUUGCCUUUGUGCGGUAGGUUAGUUCCUACACACUCUCACACACACUGCUCUGGUGCUCAGGUCCUGCUCGAGUGUUCCUCACUGGGGCAUCUGAUUGGUCGCUGUGGGAACAGGGCUAGAUGGACCACUGGCCAGGGGGUGCCAACUUGAAUAAAAUAUUGUGGGGCGCCAGGUAAGCCCCACCUUGCAUAACUGAUCACAUGACACAGUGCGCACACACCAUUUGAAUGGGAAUGUCCAUCCACUUUGUGGAGGCCUGGCCCCUCAAAUAUUUUAUUGUGGGGGCCGAAGCCCCCAUGGCCCCUAGGAGCAGGCUCCUGUGCCUCUGGCCUGACCCAGCAGCCAAAGAACAGCUCUUCUCAGCCUCUUCUCAUGCAGGCUGCGAUUUCUUAAGAGUCAAGAUUUCAGGCUAUUGUAACAGGCCAUUUUCAGCCUGCAGGUUAGAGCUGGGUGACAGCAAUGAUCUGCAGCCACAAAUGGCCUCCUAUUUAACACCCUCUUAAGUCCCAUCAGCUCCAGCCAGCAUGGCCAAUGGGAGUUGUAGUCCAACAACAUUUUGGAGAUCAGCCAGGAUGGUGACGUUUGACGCAGGUGCCACAAGAGGGCGCCAUGUGGAAGAGGAGAUACUGAGUUCUUUGGUUUUGCAAUUUAUCUUGAGCUAUGAUAAGAAAAUGACAUUGAUUGCAGAUAAAAAAAAUGCGCAGAUUAUAUUCAAGGGCACAGCGCAUAACUUGCUUAUCUUCACAAAAAGAGGAAAGUUUUUCCUCCGCAAGCGAGCAUUUUUCUGAGGCUAAGUCACAGCAGGAAAAUAUUUUUGCCCCAAUUAUUUAUAAAGUGGAUGGGGGGGUGGUCAGUGGGAAGAAGAGAUCUCGAGUACAAAGCAAGGCUACUUUGCAAGAGCAGACCUACCAAGUGAAAUAUUGAGCAGAAUUCUGUCCCCCCACUGUUAGACUAACAAUGCAGGAAUUGGAAAAAAACUUAUGUCAUCUGGUAUUACUUAAUUUCUAAAUUUGUUAUGGGGCUAAGCGUUAUUGGGCCCACACAUGUAGACACAUUGUCCCUGCUCAUAGAUGUGCAGAGAUGUUUUUAAGUGAGAAAGGAGUGGCGCUCAUGUGUGGCGAAGGGGUUGUAUUCAGGAGAGCCUCUCGCCUCCCCUUCCUUGCCGCAACUGCUGCCACCUGAGUCUUACUUGACGGUUAGAUAUAUGCUCUUAAAAAGGUAAAGGACCAUUAGGUCCAGUCGUGACCGACUCUGGGGUUGCGGCGCUCAUCUUGCUUUACUGGCCGAGGGAGCCGGAGUACAGUCAUGUGGCCAGCAUGACUAAGCCGCUUCUGGCGAACCAGAGCAGCACACGGAAACACCGUUUACCUUCCCGCCAGAGUGGUACCUAUUUAUCUACUUGCACUUUGACGUGCUUUUGAACUGCUAGGUUGGCAGGAGCAGGGACCGAGCAACGGGAGCUCACCCCAUCUCGGGAAUUCAAACCACUGACCUUCUGAUUGGCAAGUCCUAGGCUUUGUGGUUGAACCCACAGCGCCACCCGCGUCCCUAAUAUAGGCUCCACUUUUUCUGGGUCCAAAUGCCCGUGGAAUUCCUUUGAGGGGAAAUGGCUUCCCCAUCCGCUUUCCUAUCACACUCUCUUCUCCUGCAUUUCCACAUGUGAUCUUUCCUUUCUCAUGAGCUUUGAAGGUGAGCCUCUCCACCUGUCUUUUAAAUGGGUGGUCUCUUUGGCUGCUGAACAGGUCGGACCCAGUAUCUUCUAAGAUGACACUACCUUGACCCUUUGCUCCCCAGGAGUAGAAGUGCGACGUGUGUCUCUCGACCGAGCAACAGCUGAUGGCGCUGCGUACAUGAUGCUGAACCAAGACGCUCCAGACCAGAUCGAAGUCCCAAGGGAAGAAGUGGAGAGGCUGAGAGUGAGAGGUGGAGAGGGGAUUUAUUUAUUUUUAAUGUAUUGCAUUCAUAUGCCACUUGUCUUGAUUCUCCCCCUCCUCAUUUGGUCCCUGUGAGGGAGGUCAAGCUGAGAGGCAGUGACUGGCCCCCAAGGUCACCCCGGGGGCUUCCUGGCUGAGUGGGAAUUCGAACCCUGGUCUCUUCCAGGUCCUGGGCCAACACUCUGACCCCUGCACCCAACGUCGGCAACUUAAGGCCCAUGGGCCAGAAGCGGCCCACGAAGGCAGUUUAACCGGCCCCCAAAGCACCCCCAAACCAACCGAUGUUGUAAAUUACUAUGUUAAUGUUAAAAUGAAAAGAAAGAAAGAUGUAAAUGGACUAAGUAAAUUUUAUGUGAAAAUAGUUUUGGAAAACCGCUACAAUGGAGUAUAUGGAAACUCAGCUAGGGGGAUUCAAGGAAGUCAUUCAACAAUGUUAACAAAAGUGGAAUUAUUAUAAGUUGGUUUGUUUGUUUGCGCUUGCCCAGACGCCAGAAAUCACUUCUGCGCAUGUCCACAGUGCCAGAAAUGGCUUCUGUGCAGGUGUGAUUUUCAGCAUCUGGGCAUGCGCAGAAGCGUUUUACGACACCAAAGACAUGCGCAGAGGGAAUUUCUGGCAGGGUUAGGGAUAGGUUUAGGGUUAGGGUUAGGGUUAGGGUUAGGGUUAUGUGUAGGGUUAGAGUUAGGGGUAGGGGUAGGGUUAGGGAUAGGGAUAGGGAUAGGGAUAGGGAUAGGGUUAUGUUUAGGGGUAGGGGUAGGGGUAGGGGUAGGGGUAGGGGUAUGGAGAGGGAUAGGGUUAGGGUUAGGGUUAGUUUUAGGGUUAGGGUUAGGGUUAGGGUUAGGGUUAGGGUUACGGUUAGUUUCAGGUUUAGGGUUAGGGAUAGGGAUAGGGUUAGGGUUAGGGUUAGGGUUAGGGUUAGGGCUCGGGUUAGGGAUAGAGAUAGGGUUAGGGUUAGGGUUCGGGUUCGGGUUCGGGUUAGGGUUAAGAUUAGGGUGGCGCGGGGUUACGGUUAGGGUUAGGGGUAGCGUUAGGGGUAGGGUUAGGGGUUAGGGUUAGGGGUAGGGGUAGGGGUAGGGUUAUGAUUAGGAUUAGGGUUAGGGUUCGGGUUCGGGUUCGGGUUAAGAUUAGGGUGGCGCGGGGUUACGGUUAGGGUUAGGGUUAAGAUUAGGGUGGCGCGGGGACUCUCUUGCACAGCUCCAGAAAUUGCUUAUUGGAAUGCCCAGACGCGGGUAAUCGCUUCUGCGCAUGUCCGCAGUGCCAGAAAUUGCUUCUAUGCAGGUUUGAUUUUCAGCAUCUGAGCAUGCGCUGAAGCAUUUUGCAGCACCACAAACAUGCGCAGAGGCAAUUUCUGGCAGGGUUAGGGUUAGUUUUAGGGUUAGGGUUUGUUUUAAGGUUAGGGUUAGCGUUAGGGUUAGGGUUAGGGUUAGGGUUAGGGUUAGGGUUAGGGUUAGGGUUAGGGUUAGGGUUAGGGUUAGGGUUAGGGUUAGGGAUAGGGAUAGGGAUAGGGUUAGGGUUAGGGUUAGGGUUAGGGUUAGGGUUAGGGUUAGGGUUAGGGUUAGGGUUAGUUUUAGGGUUAGGGUUAGGGUUAAGGUUAGGGAUAGGCUUAGCGAUAGGGUUAGGGUUAGGGCUAGGGUUAGGGUUAGGGUUUGGGUUAGGUAUAGGCUUAGGGAUAGGGAUAGGGAUAGGGUUAGGGAUAGGGAUAGGGAUAGGGAUAGGGUUAGGGUUAGCGUUAGGGUUAGGGAUAGGGAUAGGGAUAAGCUUAGGGAUAGGGUUAGGGUUAGGGAUAGGGAUAAGGAUAGGGUUAGGGAUAGUGAUAGCGAUAGCGAUAGGGAUAGGGUUAGGGUUAGGGUUAGGGAUAGGGUUAGGGUUAGGGUUAGGGCUAGGGUUAGGUUUAGGUUUAGGUUUAGGUUUAGGGUUAGUUUUAGAGUUAUAGUUAGGGUUAGGAUUAGUGUUAGUGUUAGGGUUAGGCUUAGUUUUAGCGUUAGGGUUAGGGUUAGGGUUAGGCUUAGUUUUAGGGUUAGGGAUAGCGAUAGGGAUAGGGAUAGGGUUAGGGAUAGGGAUAGGGAUAGGGAUAGGGUUAGGGUUAGGGUUAGGGUUAGGGUUAGGGUUAGGUUUAGGGAUAGGCUUAGGCUUAGGCUUAGGCUUAGCCUUAGGCUUAGGCUUAGGCUUAGGCUUAGGCUUAUGCCUAGGCCUAGGCUUAGGCUUAGGCUUAGGCUUAGUCUUAGGCUUAGGCUUAGGCUUAGGCUUAGGCUUAGGCUUAGGAUAGGUUUAGGGUUAGGGUUAGGGAGAGGGAUAGGGAUGGAUAGGGAUAGGGAUAGGGAUAGGGAUAGAGUUAGGAAUAGGGUUAGGGAUAGGGAUAGGGAUAGAGUUAGGAAUAGGGUUAGGGUUAGGGUUAGGGUUAGGGUUAGGGUUAGGGUUAGGGUUAGGGUUAAGGUUAGGUAUAGGCUUAGCGAUAGGGUUAGGGUUAGGGUUAGUGGUUAGGGUUAGGGUUAGGGUUAGGGUUUGGGUUAGGGAUAGGCUUAGGGUUAGGGUUAGGCUUAGGCUUAGGCUUAGGCUUAGGCUUAGGAUAGGUUUAGGGUUAGGGAGAGGGAUAGGGAUGGAUAGGGGUAGGGAUAGAGUUAGGAAUAGGGUUAGGGAUAGGGAUAGGGAUAGAGUUAGGAAUAGGGAUAGGGUUAGGGUUAGGGUUAGGGUUAGGGUUAGGCUUAAGCUUAGGCUUAGGCUUAGGCUUAGGAUAGGUUUAGGGUUAGGGUUAGGGAGAGGGAUAGGGAUGGAUAGGGAUAGGGAUAGGGAUAGAGUUAGGAAUAGGGUUAGGGAUAGGGAUAGAGUUAGGAAUAGGGAUAGGGUUAGGGUUAGGGUUAGGGUUAGGGUUAGGGUUAAGGUUAGGUAUAGGCUUGGCGAUAGGGUUAGGGUUAGUGGUUAGGGUUAGGGUUAGGGUUAGGGUUUGGGUUUGGGCUAGGGAUAGGCUUAGGGUUAGGGAUAGGGAUAGGGAUAGGGAUAGGGAUAGCGGAAAUAAAUGAUGGGCAGCCUGGUCCCUGCCACAACCAGGCCACAACAAACUUCUGUUACUUCCCACCCAAGUCUUGAUCACUAAAAUAUAACCUAAAACUGUCAUUUAAAAAAUCAUUUUGGUAGUACAGCUUGUUCCCUAAGUUUUAUGGCAGUCGCACAAAAUUUGGCCACCCUGAGCGUGAUCUCUAGAUCCUUGUCCUCUACCAGGAGUUUUAGACAUUGGAGUUUGGACCCAUUUUGGAGAUUUUAGCAUAACAGGAGUGAUAAAUACCGAGCAUAUAUCCCCGUAGAAAUGGCAGCAUAACAAGACAUGAGAGACAGUUUCUACCUCCAUCAAGCCGCAGGGGCAGACUCGUUCCACGUACGGUUUACCCUUGAAUCUGCCCUGCAAUAAGGCAGGUGGCAGCACGUGGAAUCUAGCGAGGGUAAACGACCGUCUGUAUUUGGGUAUUUGUAACUUUGACAAAUAAUUUAUUGGGUUAAAUCCUCUCCAUUAUCUUUUAUUGCUGGGUGUUUAUUCAUCUCGCUCACUGUUGUGUUUUAUGAUUUUUCUGAUAUUGUAAGUGAGCCGGAACUGGUCUGUGACCGUAAUGAUAAAAUUCAUUCAUUCCCGCCCAGGUCUGCGCCAGAUCACCAUGACCAACACCUGGUAUGGCUACAGUUCCCUCCAGCGCCUUCUCACCAGUGGCAGUGCUGUGCUCCAGGAUGCAGCCGUGUCAGACGGGGGAAGGAGGUAGGUGAGCUGGGUCAUAGCUCAGGUCUUUCCUACCUCACCCAACCUCCUGAUUUAUUUUUCACCCAGCUCCUUUAGUACCCUGCAGCUCAUCAGGCCCUGGAGAUCUGAAUUCAUUUAAAGUAGCCAGGUGUUCCCUUACCAUCUCUUUUCCUAUCUUGGACUGCAGCUCCCUCCAUACAUCAUUGAUUCAGUUAUCACCAGGUUGGGCAUCGCUUUCCUUGUGGGUGAAGACAGAGGCAAAGUAGGUGUUGAGUAGUUCCGCCUUCUCUCUGUCGCCCGAUAGCCUUUCCCCGUCUUCUCCAUGCAGAAGACCCUUCACUUGCUUGUUCUUCCUCUUGCUUUGGCCAUAGCCCCCAAGCCCCUUUUUAUUGUUUCUGAUCUCUCUUGCAAGCCUGAGCUCAUUCUGAGCUUUAGCCAGCCUGACUUUGCCCCUGCAACUGUUGGCUACUCGUCCAUACUCCUCCUUAGUGAUUUCUCCCUUUUGCCAUUUCUUGACUCUCAGCUCAUCUGUAAGCUCCUUAUGCAGCCACAGUGGUUUCCUUAGAUGCCUCCCACUUUUCUUUCUUGUUGGAAUUGUCUGCAGUUGGGUGUCUUCAAUAUUUCUCCUUUUGGAAACUCCCAUCCAUCUUGGACUCCCUUCUCUUUGAGUAUUUCUGACCAUGGGAUCUCACCCAGUAGCUGCUUAAGCUUGUUAAAAUUGGCCUUCUCAAAGUCCAGAGUGCAUGUCUGACUACCCUCAGCUUCCCCUUGCCUCUCUAUCAUGAAACCCAAGAGGACAUGAUCAUUUCCUCCCAAGUUUCUGAGCACUUCCACUUCAUCAAUCAUCUCCUCCCUGUUGGUGAGGACCAGGUCCAAGAUAGAUGAUCUCCUUCUUGCUUCUUCAGCCUUCUGGGAAAUGAAAUGGUCAGCGAGGCAGUGGAUGAAUUUGUUGGACCUUACAUUCUUGGCAGAGUUUGAAUUCCAACAGAUAUUGGAGAAGUUGAAGUCUUCCAUGACCACUAUAUCUCUCCUCUCCUCUGAACAUGUGCAGAGGAGGGCGACCAAGAUGGUUAAGGGUCUGGAAACUAAGCCUUACAAGGAGUGCUUGAAGGAGCUGGGUAUGUUUAGCCUGGAAAAGAGGAGACUGAGAGAAGAUAUUAUAGCUAUCUUCAAAUAUCUUAAGGGCUGUCACAUGGCUUCUUUUCUCCUGCUCUGGAGGGCAAGACUCAAACUAAUGGAGAUUCCGACUAAACAUCCAUGACAGAUGGCCAUCCAACGUCUACUUUAUAACCUCCAAGGAAGGAGAGUCCACCACCUCCUGAGGGAGACUAUUCCACUGUUAAACAGCACUUUACCAUCAGAAAGUUCUUCCUGAUGUUUAGUCAGAAUCUCUCCUUUCUUGUAACUUGAAGGCACUGGUUUGAGUCCUCACCUCCAGAGUAGGAGAAAACAAGCUUUCUCCCUCUUCCAUGUGACAGCCCUUGAGAUAUUUGAAGUUGGCUCUAACAUCUCCUCUCAGCCUCCUCUUUUCCAGGCUAAACAUACCCAGCUCCCUCAACUGUUCUUCAUGAGACUUGGUUUGCAGACCCUGAAUCAUAUUGGUCGCCCUCCUCUGCACACCUUCCAGCUUGUCAAUAUCCUUCUUGAUUUGUGGCGCCCAGAACUGGAUGCAGUAUUCCAUGUGUGGUCUGACCAAGGCAAUGUAGACUCACCAGAGUUAGGUGGACCAAUGAUUUUUCUUGGUAUAAAACAGCUUCCUAUAGCAAAUACUGGCACCAUUUAGCCAAAGCUAUGCAGGACCAAUAUGAUUCAGGGUCAUAUUGUAAAGCAGAGACAUCACCUUGCCAACAAAGGUCCGUAUAGUUAAAGCCAUGGUUUUCCCAGUAGUGAUGUAUGGAAGAGAGAGCUGGACCAUCAAGAAGGCUGAUCACCGAAGAAUGGAUGCUUUUGAAUUAUGGUGCUGGAGGAGACUCUUGAGAGUCCCAUGGACUGCAAGAAGAUCAAACGUAUCCAUUCUGAAGGAAAUCAGCCCUGAGUGGUCACUGGAAGGACAGAUCCUGAAGCUGAGGCUCCAAUACUUUGGCCACCUCAUGAGAAGAGAAGACUCCUUGGAAAAGACCCUGAUGUUGGGAAAGAUUGAGGGGACAAGGAAAAGGGGACGACAGGGGACGAGAUGGUUGGACUGUGUUCUCGAAGCUACAAACAUGAGUCUGACCAAACUGCAGGAGACAGUGGAAGACAGGAGUGCCUGGCGUGCUCUGGUCCAGGGGGUCACGAAGAGUCGGACACGACUAAACGACUAAACAACAACAACAAAUGCAGGACCAGGUCUGCUCAAUAUAUAGGUGGGUGACCACCUGGGAACCAGAUGUAUGUUUCCAUGAUGGAAAGAAGGAUGUAUAUUAGGGUUGCCAUGUUUCAAAAAGUGAAAACCCGGACACCAAAGUUUUUGCCUUGAGAUGAAAACUGCAGAACCUAAUUGUCUGGGUUUUUGGGGGGGUGGACACAAGGUGGCGCUGCCACCAUUUGCAUUUCAGAUAGGGAGGUGGAGCUUCUGUGGGCAUGGGAACGGCAGAAAUGGUUUAUCUGCUAGGCAGGUGUGUGAGAGUGAGUGUGGCUCGUUCACUCUUUAUAUUAAUUAAAACGAGCGCUAGGCUGGCUAAAGGAUAAGUUCAGGUCUGCCCAGGCAAAGAGAUUUCCAUAUGUUAGCAAUUCGUUUUGCAGCAAAAGCACCUUCAAGGUUUAUUCUUGUAUCUGAUGCAGAGGGAAGCUCAUGGCUGUUUAGGUGCCACAAAUCUCGUCCGUGUUUAUCUUAAGAAUCUGCAGCCUGGCUUUUUCCUUAAAAAAAUAAAAGUAAAAUAAAUAUUCAGGGCACUUUACAAAAUUCAGUAUAAAAUCCCAGCAGGAAAUAACAAAAGUUUGCUACAAGAAUCCUCAGGACAGCAAUGCGUGUUCGUGAAUUACUGUAAGCAGAACUGUGGACGCAGCACAUCUACGAAUACAAAUGAAUGGCUAUUGAAAGCUCAGGUGAGCAGAAUGAAUUUGGCCCUGGAGUCUAAAAGUGAGGGUCAUCAUGGCACCUCUGUUGCUUGUGGAACGCUCUCCCCGCGGAGGUGGUGCCAUCGUUACAUAUCUUCAGCGCCAGGCGAAAACAUUCCUUUUAAACCAGGCCUUUGGCUUUUACCUAUGCCUUAUAGAGUGGGUGGGAUGUUUUAAUGUAUGCCCUUCCCUGCCAUAUUUUAAUGUAUAUAUGUGGGUUGGUUUGUUGGUGAGUGGUUGAGUUGCUUUGGCAAAAAACAACAACACAAAAGUGUCUAGUAAAUAAAUAAGCAAACACUUUUUCCAUUUCUGCCCCAGGUACUUGAGCACCCAGGCAGGCUCCUCCAUCAUCUCCUCCUCUCUGGUCAGCGACUACGAGGAAAUCAGCACCGCUGUGCGUUACCGCCUCUGGCACCGGGUCCAGGUGAGGCUUUGCAGUCCAAUCCUGCUGCAAAUGGGCAUCUUUGUGGAUAAACAUGUGGAGCAGGGGAGAAGAAGGCAAUGGUUGUGGAAGGGCAUGAAGUAUGUGGAAGAGCCAUAGCUCAUUGACAGAGCAGAAGGUCCUGGGUUCAAUCCCCAGCCACAGAGCCAGGUACGGCUGGAAGAGAUUUCUGCUUGAAACUCCGUCCGUUGGUGUAGAGAAGUGGCUCCCCCACUUUUGGGGGCCACUGCCCCCUUGGUUUUAUCAACUCAUCCCCAGUGAUCUUACUCUACCCUAUAAAACACAUUAUUCAGAUUAGCAGUUUGCAUGACCCACUAAAAAAAGAUCAAACAGUGUUGAUUUCCCAUUUGUUCAAAAUGCAGUUGAAACUAGUAAGUUUAAUUAACUCAGCAAAACGGAUGAACUUGAAUUGAUCCAGUGAUACCAGCCCUUCAGAGGGCCCCCCUGCUGCCCCCUUACCUCUCAGUGCCCCCCAGGUAAUUCCACUGCCCCCCAGGGGUGCUACUGCCCACCUUACAAACCUCUGAGCUAAACAGGUGGAGCAAAGGUCUGAUAACUUCCUAUGUUCCUGCGAAGGGACACUGGUGCAGACCAGGGCUGCUCAAGAUGUUUUGCUGCCUGAGGCAAAGGGUACGAUUGUGCCCUCCUCGCAUUCCUCACCCAGAAGGUGAGUGGACCAGCAGGUGAAAGAGUGAGAACAGAGUCUGACCUCACGCUUCAGAGAAGCAGGCUAGCUUAGGAUGGCCAAGGCCAGGCCAGGCUGUGGGACACAGCCGGUGGCUUCAGGAAGAAUUGCUGGAGGCUAAUGACAGGGCCGGCCCUGGUCGACAAUUACCAUAUGACUUUUUUUAAAAAAAGAGUACUGUGUUUUUGUGCACAUACCCCAAUCCUAUGUUUGUGGAUGACAUGGAGGGUCAGAGACAGUCCAUUAGGGAAAGAGCCCAGUCCCUGCUUCUCAGAAUCUGAUACCUCUGGGAAGCCCCCAAGAAGGGCAUGGGGAAAUUCCCCCCUUCCACCGCUGCACCCCAGCAAUUGAUGUUCAAAGCGUGCCGCUUCUGACCCUGGUCUGCAUAGGCCAUGGGUGUGGAACUGGAUCCAUCCAGCAGCCUAGAGCCAGGACUCUCCCUCCCUCUGUGGGUCCUUUUGGUAGGAAGGAAGAACAGCCCACCAGUCAGUUGCCCAGCAUCAUAGUGAGAGCCCGUGUGGUAUAAUGGAGAGAGCAUUGGAUUAGGAUCUGGGAGACCAGGGUUCGAAUCCCCGCUCUGCAAUAAAGUUCACUGGGUAUGUAUGACCUUGGGGCAGUUGCUGCCUCUCAGCCUACCCAGCUGCCCAGACUGGUUGUGGGUAUUAAAUGGGGGAGGAGGAGACCCAUGCGUAGCACAUUGAGCUCCCUGCAGGAAAAGAUAAUAUAUAUUGUAAAUGUAAAAUAAAUAAAAUAAAUGCUUCAGGACUGAGCCUGGCAGCUUGUAAAAGAAAGUUCAGGGUUCUUCCUCUGGAAAGGAAAUAUUAGGAGCGCAGUCCCAAUUCUCCAUUUUCAGAGCGGCCCUUUUGGUGUUUGCAUCUCUUGCAUCCUGCGAUGUUGGGGAGAUGGCCAGGGGGGUGGGGCCAAAUGAGGAUGUCUCACAAAGCCUAAUUAGGCCCAUAGGUAGAGGUUCCAUAACAGGAGUAUAUAGCCAUUGUGAUUGAUAGCCGUGGGUAAAAAGGUAAAGGUAAAGGGGCCCCUGACCAUUAGGUCCAGUCGUGACCGACUCUGGGGUUGCGGCGCUCAUCUUGCUUUAUUGGCCGAGGGAGCCGGCGUACAGCUUCCGGGUCAUGUGGCCAGCAUGACUAAGCCGCUUCUGGUGAACCAGAGCAGCGCACGGAAAUGUCGUUUACCUUCCCACCGGAGCGGUACCUAUUUAUCUACUUGCACUUCGGUCUUUCAAACUGCUAGGUUGGCAGGAGCAGGGACCGAGCAACGGGAGCUCAACCCCGUUGCGGGGAUUUGAACCGCCGACCUUCUGAUUAGCAAGUCCUAGGCUCUGUGGUUUAACCCACAGCGCCACCCGCGUUGGUAGCCAUGGGUAGCCUUGUCUAAUUCGUUUUUAAAGCUCUCCAUGUUGGUGGUCAUCCCAAGGUGGUGGUGAGCCCUUUUAUUAUUUAUUUAUUUAUUUCAUUUAUGUCCCCACCUUUUCCUCCAUGGCACUCUAACCACUACACGCCCCAGCUCCCCUUCCUCAAAGUGGCCCAUGUAGCUGCAGGGUGGCUGCCUUUGUGUAAGUGCUGAUCGUGGUGGUGUGUUUGAACUGGCAGUGAUCGAGAGGGCGGGGUUGACCCUGUUGUUUAGAGUGGAUCCCCUUUGGGGCUUGGUCCAGAGCUUGCUUCUCUGUAGGGCUCAAGACUCCCACUGUUUCCAUCCCACCGCAGGCUCUGCCAGACCAGUUUGUGGAGCCAGUGUGCGCCUUCUGGAACUUCAGCAGAAGGUAGGUAGCUCAGGAAAGGGGAACUGCCAUUUUGGCUGCAUUACGAAGGGAGCGAUGGAGAGAGGAAGAGCUUCGCAGGCAUGGAAGCUCAGAUUGAGGGUGGGAGGGCAGCAGUCUGUAGGGUGGAGGGCCAUAGAAGCACAGAGCUGUAGAAUUGGAAGGGAUCCCACGGGUCAUUAGUCCCAGCCCCUGAAAUCCAGGACUCACAAGUAAGGAAUCCCUGACAGAUGACCAUCCAACCUCUGCUUUAAAAUCUCCAGUGAAGUAGAAUGAAUGAACGGAUCUUUAUUUGCAUCAGCCAUAGGCCAUAGCAAUAAUACAACAAUACGAUAUACAAAAAAUAAAAAUAAGAAGUCAACUAUAUAAAAUACAUUUUAGGGUUUUGAAUCAAAAGUCAAAUUUGUUGUUGUUGUUGUUUAGUCGUUUAGUUGUGCCCGACUCUUCAUGACCCCCUGGACCAGAGCACGCCAGGCACUCCUGUCUUCCACUGCCUCCCGCAGUUUGGUCAGACUCAUGCUGGUAGCUUCGAGAACACUGUCCCACCAUCUCGUCCUCUGUCGUCCCCUUCUCCUUGAGCCCUCCAUCUUUCCCAGCAUCAGGGCCUUUUCCAGGGAGUCAUCUUUUCUCAUGAAGUGGCCAAAGUAUUGGAGUCUCAGCUUCAGGAUCUGUCCUUCCAGCGAUCAGCCUUCUUUAUGAUCCAGCUCUCACUUCCAUACAUCACUACUGGGAAAACCAGAGCUUUAACUAUACGGACCUUUGUUGGCAAGGUGAUGUCUCUGCUUUUUCAGAUUUUGAAUCAAUAGUCAAAGAGUGGAUGUUAUUCUAAUUGCCCCAGCUAAAAACCUUGCAACCUUUGCUGUCACCCCAAUGAAGCAGAGUCCACCUCUUUCGGAGGGAGUCCAUUCCACUGUCAAACAGCUCUUCCCGUCAGAAAGUUCUUCCUAAUAUCUAGUCAUAAUGCCUUUCUUGUCAUCUGAAUCCCUUGGUCUGGGCCCCACCCUCCAGAGCAGCGGAAAACAAGCUUGCCACAUCUUCCGUGGGAGAGCAUGUCAGAGGAAGAUCAGUCUCUCAUCUCCUUUCGGUCUCCUCUUUUGCAGGCUAAGCAGACCCAGCUCCCAUGCGGAAGUCUGAAAUCUGGGUCAUAGUUCCUUCCUGUAAAACAGAGCUUUCCAAACUGUGUUGUGACACAUUAGUGUGUCGGCUGCAGUGCGUAGGUGUGUCAGGCAAAUGCUCCAUACUCUCUACUUAGGGCUGGAAAGGAGUUAGUUUAACCUCCGGUUUCCUAGUAAAACUGAAUUACUGUGUCGCGAAAUGAUGACGCAUGUCUAAAAGUAUGUCACCAACAUGAAAAGUUUGGGAAGCUCUGCUGUAAAAUCUCUGGUUCUGGAGUCCACAGCAUGGCACCUCUGGACACCCUCAGAUGGGGAAGAAAUUUGACACGGUUCAUAGUUAGAGGCAGACAUACCUGAUUAGCAGUUUCUGAAACAAGAUGCAAACAAAAACUCAGCUGCUGUUUGAAAUCCAUACCUUUCACAAUUUUUUGCAAAGCAAGUAAUAAAAUAAAUACAUACACUUGGGUUAAAAGUGUGAAUAAAAAUGCCCAUAUUAGUGAAAAUAAUAUACAAACAUGCGUUGUAUUAGAGAAAGUAGUUUUGCAAAAAUGGAUUUGCCAGCCAGAAUUGCAUACACAAAUGUGUAUGUCAAGAGAAAUUUGCACUAAAAUGGCUGAUGAUUUCUCAUGAGGACUUUUUCUAAAUAAAAGGAAAUUGCAAAGUCAUGUGGAAGUUUGGAGAAAGGAACUCACUGAUGGAAAAAUGAGAAACUGACAUUGAAUGGUUCACUCAUCCCUGCCUUGGUGCCUGCCAACACCCCCUGCCCCUCUGAGUUUUUCCGCCUCCCCUUUCAAAUUGGGUUUUUAUUGACUUAUUUAUUUGAAUGUGUGUUGAUGGGAAGAUGUUGCCAUGCUUUACCUGCUGCUUUGAGGGUGUUCUGUGCAAUGUCAGUUUCCCCCCCUGUGAAAUGGGUAUUUAUUUGUUCCCAUGGCAGUUGCUUACAUUUCCAAGUGUGCCUGAAAAAUGGGAGACCCUUAUGCCUCCUGUGUUCAGUCAGUCAACCAAUUCACUCCCUUGCCUGAGAUUGAUAAGACUGUUAUGUGUUUAUUCUUAACACCCCAACCUGCUACGAGGAGCCUUUUGUUGCGGAGGGAGGCUCCCUCCUGCAAAGUUAUUUGCAAAUGAGUGACCUUUCCCUGGAGGCCCCACUGAAUUAUGCCUCCAGCCUGCGACAGAGGAGAGUUGCUUGGAGAAUUAUGGCCCGCAAGGAAUGCAGGAUGCUCAGUGCACCGUAAAUAUGGUCUGACGUGGGAUGUUGUUUCCUUGUCUGGGUCAUCAAGGAGCAGAUGGUGGGGCUUUGCCAAAAACUCCAGGGGAGGGGGCUGGCCUUCACCAAAGGGGAUCCUUCUCAGGUCCAGAACCUUUGUGCUCAUUUGGAAACGUGGCAGCACUUGGGACUCAAGGCGAGGAGGGGGUGACAUGUUUCGUUAAACUCAAGCGCGGCGGUGAGGACAGGCACCUUGCUUUGUUUUUAAGGGAGACACCGUGGCUCCCUGAAAAAGCAACUGCUCUGCAUUUAGAAGGUCCUUGGUCCAAUUCCUGGCAUUUCCAGGGGGGACUGGGUGAGACCCCCCUGCCUGAAAUCCUGGAGGGCUGCUGCCUGCCAGAGUUGACAGGGCAGAGCUGGGUGGAUCAAUACUCUGACUCAGCAUAGGGCAGCUUCUUCUCAUGUUCCUUUGGCUGAGGGGGCUGCUGAGGGGGCUUCUUGUUCCUUCUUCCGGCCAUGGUGGCUGGGACUGGGCUUCCUGGACACGCAGCUCUGCAGUUCAUUGGCCCAGUUCUUCCCAAACCUUUCCAGGGUUCCACAAACUGACCGCUGGUUCCGGCUUCCCUGUCAAAACCAUUAUUUAGAAUAGCGGUUUGCUCCGCCCACUAAGGAGGACGACAACGCGAUAAAAUUCAAAGCAGCAGCAAAUAAUUGCACGUUUAUUCAAAAUCCAAUCAAAACUGUUUACUUUCAUUCUUGUGUUGGAGGGGCGUUGGGCUAGAUGAUGAUGAUGAUGAUGAUAAUAAUUUAUUAUUUACAUGCUGCCCAUCUGGCUGGGUUUCCCCAGCCAGUCUGGGAGGCUUCCAACAGAACACUAAAAUACAAUAACCUAUUAAAAGCUUCCCUAAACAUGACCUUCAGGGUCCCUUCCAAUACUACAAUUCUAAUUCAACAAAAUUGAUGAGCUAGAUCCAGUGAGGUCUGAUGAGUCCUUUGCACCUCCAGUACCCACUUCUGCUGCCCCCUCUCCUCCUAAUACCCCUCUAAGUAAUCUCACUGCUUAAACCCUUGGGGGGUGGUUGGUGGGGGUGGGGGGAGCACUCUGGUUUGGCUAAGAGCCCCCUGUUUGUCAGCAAGCCUGUCUGGGGCAACCAAAGCUCUGUGCUUCUCUCUGGUUUCAACAGCUGUUUGCUGCUGACUCCCCUCAUUGGGUGCUGCUGGACUUGGAGAUAAUAAUAAUAAUAAUAAUAAUAAUAAUAAUAAUAAUAAUAAUAAUUUAUUCAUACCCCGCCCAUCUGGCUGGGUUUCUCCAGCCACUCUGGGCGGCUUCCAACAAAAUAUUAAAAUACCGUAAUGCAUCAAACAUGAAAAGCUUCCCUAAACAGGGCUGCCUUCAGAUGUCUUCUAAAAGUCAUGUAGUUGUUUAUUUCCUUGACAUCUGAUGGGAGGGUGAUCCACAGGGCGGGUGCCACUUCUGAGAAGGCCCUCUGCCUGGUUCCCUGUAACUUGGCCUCUUGCAGUGAGGGAACCGCCAGAAGGCCCUCGGAGCUGGACCUCAGUGUCUGGCAGAAUGAUGGGGGUGGAGACACUCCUUCAGGUAUACUGGACCAAGGCUGUUUAGGGCUUUAAAGGUCAGCACCAACACUUUGAAUUGUUUGUCCUUCGGUCCCUGUUGGGCUUCUCCCCCUCUCUCUCCUUUCAUGCCCUGCUAGCCCCAAAGGAGGAAGAGGAGGAGGCUGGUCCACUGCAGGCUGCUCUGUUAUCACCUCCCACCUGGAAUUCACCACCUGCUCUUGCAACCACACCACCAACUUUGCAGUGCUGCUGCAGGUCUACGAAGUGCAGGUGAGAGAGACUGAACCCUUUGCUUAAGGGAGCCAGGGGGCGGGCAGGUUGGGGGGCGGAGGAACAGGCCUUAGUGCCAUCCCAAAAUGUUUUUUCUGCCUGCAAUGAAUGGCAAUGUGGUGCCUCUUUCUCCACCCCACAUACAAAAGCCACAGGUUUGCACUGGCAGCUGGAUAACUCUUUCACCACAGAGGUGUGUCUGGCACCUUCAUUAUACAGCUUUACUCGAAUACUGAAGACAUACCUCUUUACCUUGGCUUUUGACACUUGAGGUGUAUGUAUUUGGACCCAUGUAAUUUCUGUAAUUUUUGUUAGGAGAGCUUGCAGCCCGGGUAAAUUAGAUUGAAAUAACCACUUACUGUUUCUGGAGUUCAAAGGCUUUAUUCAUGCAGGAGCUAUUAACAGAAUGAGUAGGAUAAAAGAGAGAAGUACCAAAUAUCUUGUCUCAACAUGUUGGACGAGAGAACACAAAAUGCUUCAGCUUUUAGUGGUGCAGUUAACUUAUAGAGGCCCCAAGCAAGUGUUGGAUAGAUUGCUAGGCAAACAGCGUCCUCAUGUGGUUUGAAGCAACACAUGCAUGAAAUAGAAGCUCAAGAGAAGGAAAUACAUUUGCUUUUUUCCAACACUUUCAAGUUGUUUUAAAAUGAUUUCAAUGUUGUGCUUUAGUUGUAGUAACCUGCCCUGGGACUUUGGGGUGAUGAAUGGGUAAUAAAUGGUAGUAGUACUAGGAGGAGGAAUAAUAAUAAUAAUAAUAAUAAUAAUAAUGGGGCAGUCCACCACACCUCAGUCAAGUGGGCUUUUUGAGGGCGGGUGGGGGUGGUUUGCAGGACAUCCUGUGUGGCCUACCCAGCUCUAUCCACCAGUAAAAGGAAAUGGCUGGGGAGGGGCUUGGGUGGAAUAGCCAGGGGUUGUACCUACCCCAACACCCACCAACUGAGGCAGCUGCCUCACUUUGCCUAACAGUAGAGCUGACCCUGCUUAGCAAGUUGUUCCUGUAUGUUUGAGCAGAGGAGUGCAGAGGAGGAGUCAACGCUGAAGACCUUGACCUUUGUCGGCUGCGGUGUCUCGUUCUGUGCCCUGAUCUUCACCUUCGUCCUCUUCCUGGCAGUUGGGUAAGGCUGGAUCAGGGCCACGUCUCCAGAAGCAACACGGGUGCAGGAUGGGGGCGAUUUCCUUACAGAAGAACAUCAUGACACUCUGUUGGAUCAGGCCAAUGGGGGCCCAUCUAGUCCAGUAUCCUGUUCUCACAGUGCCCCCCCCCAGAUGCCAGAGGGAGACCCCACAAGCAAAAUCCGAGCACAAGAACCCUCUUGUGCUAUCUUGGAUACCCCCACACACCAAUCUAAGAUCUAGUCAGCUGCCCCAGGUCUGUGCUCUAAGAAGCAGUUGCAGCAGCCAGGAACCCCUCCCCCUCCCCCAUACGCACCUUUCCCCAGUGGGCUGUGUGCUGGUAGCCAGAGACUACACCUGCAUGGAAGAUGCCUCUGCUCUUCCCUCUUCAGCCCCUUCCUGGUUUGGGAGACCAAGUGCAGGGGAGGCGCCUGGCGGUUCACUUGCCCGGCCUGCCUCUUCCUCCAGCUUUGAAGCUGCCUCUGCCUCUGAUUCCUGCCUGCCACAGGCUCCCACAAACCACUGCCCCCCUCUCCUGAGUCCGACUCCAAGCCUCCUUCCCCCAGUGCACACUGGUCAGCGCCCUGCCAGUCCCUGCCAGAUUCCUGCCUCCAACUGUGGAGACAGAGCAGAGUAAUAAUAGUAAUAAUAAUAAUAAUAAUAAUAAUAAUAAUAAUAAUAACAACAACAACAAUAAUAAUUUAUUUAUACCCCGCCCAUCUGGCUGGGUCUCCCCAGCCACUCUGGGCGGCUUCCAAUCAAGUGUUAAAAACAAUACAGCAUUAAAUAUUAAAAACUUCCCUAAACAGGGCUGCCUUCAGAUGUCUUUUAAAGAUAAGAUAGCUGCUUAUUUCCUUCACAUCUGAAGGGAGGGCGUUCCACAGGGUGGGCGCCACCACCAAGAAGGCCCUCUGCCUGGUUCCCUGUAGCUUUGCUUCUCGUAAUGAGGGAACCGCCAGAAGCCCUCGGCGCUGGACCUCAGUGUCCGGGCAGAAUGAUGGGGUGGAGACGCGCCUACUGGACCGAGGCCGUUUAGGGCUUGAAAGGUCAGCAUCAACACUUUGAAUUGUGUUCGGAAACGUACUGGGAGCCAAUGUAGGUCUUUCAAGACCGGUGUUAUGUGGUCCCAUCCCUAGUCCGCCCACUAUUCCUCCAUGAAUUUGUCUCAUCCUCUUUCAAAGCCAUCCCAGUUGGAGGCCAUCCCUGCCUCCUGUGGUACUGAGUUCCAAAGGACCGGACAAAUUAAUGGAGAUGGAGGAGGAGGAGAAGGAGGAAGGCUAUUGAUGGCUCCUAGCCAGGAUGGCCCUUCUCCAGCUCCACAGCGGGAGACAACAAGGCUUCUGAAUGCUAGUUGCUGGAAACACCAGGAGGGGAGAGGGCUGUUUGGCCACUGUGAGAACAGGAAUCCGGGCUACGUGGACCAUCAUGGACCUGAUCCUGCAGGCAUGCUAUGUUCCUUAUGACGGGGUGCAAAGCGCUCCCUGUUCUUGCUUGAGUACUUGGCAUGAGUCGUUCCUGACUGUGGCUCCACCGUAGGGAUCAGGCAUUGCAGGGACUCUCACCAGCCCCAGCCAGCAGAGUGCAUGGUCAUUUGGGGGGGGGGAGCUGCAGGUUCUGCAUCCCGUCUCCUAAGCGUGUGAUGGGACUUGACCAACAGGGGACCUGGGUAUCCGGAAUGGCACUCCCAGAAGUGUUGGUUCUCCAGGGUGAGAGGCAGGGAGGGAAAAGGAGAGGUCCCAGAUGGGAGGGGGCUGCUACCCUCUGUAGGUGGGGGUGGGGGGGUUAAUAACUGCCUCUACGAGAAGUCUCCAUAUUAUACGUAUUCUGUUUGUAGCUUUCGUAGCUGUUCUUGUAGUGUGAAAAAACUUUGGUAAUUUUUAAAAAUUUGAACAGUCAAAAAAGAGGGGGCGUUGCACUCCCAACUUUGUUUCUUUUUUUAAAAAAAUUAUUGAUACAGCAAGAAAAAAGAAAAAAACACAAAUACCAAAUUACACACAGGAAUAACCAUAGACACAUAAUUUUCUUAGCAAACAAUAAAACAUAUAUUGGUCUUAACACUAAAGACCCAACCUCCUGUCUAGUCCAUAUUUCGAUUUCAUAUUACUUAUUGCCAAUACACACUUUUAUCAUAAUUAAACUUUUUCUUAAUAUAUCUAAUUUCUUAUAUCUACCUUGCAACUAUUACUGAAGUUCCUCGAAUGCUGCAACAGAAUUUAAACUACUAUAUUUAUUUUUCAGAUAUUCUUUGAAAACCUCCCAUUUUGAAACAAAUUCCUGUUUUGAUUUAUUCUUUAUUUUUUCUGAUAGACCAUCUAAUUCGGCAUAUUCUGUCAGCUUUUGGAUCCAAUCUUGUAUAGAGGGGAUUUCAUUACUUUGUUUCUUGACUCCCAUCUCCCCAUCCUCCCUCCCUGCAGUGUCCCCAAGAGCGAGAGGACCACAGUGCACAAGAACCUGAUAUUCGCGCUGGCAGCUGCGGAGGCCUUGCUCAUGUUCAGCGAAUUGGCCAAAACCAACCAGGUAGGAAGGGCAGGCAGCUGGGAGAGACCUCGUGGGGGUCUGCCAGCGGGACAGAGACCUGUUCCUGCCAAGGGAUCCCUGGCCCCUCGCCCUCGCCUCCCACGGUCUCCUGCCCUUCCUUCCCUUCCUCUCCCCAGGGAGUGUGCUUUGCCGUCACGGCCUUCCUGCACCUCUUCUUCAUGGCUGCCUUCGCCUGGAUGCUGGUGGAAGGUCUUCUCCUGUGGAGCAAAGUGGUGGCUGUGAACAUGAGCGAGGACCGGCGGAUGCGGUUCUACUACGUGACUGGAUGGGGUCUGUGUCCCAGUGGUGAUGAGGCAGGGAGGGAAAGAGGGGGCAGGCAGCCAAGUCGACUUCUGAUUCUCCGCCUCCUCCGUCUUUUGAAAGCCAUACUCCUACGGAUGGCUCAAUCCAGUUUAGACAAACCCUGUUCCCAUCUUAACCACUGUACGGUGAGGUGGAUCUGUGACCGUGGCCGUUGGGUGAUUAGUUGCCAGGAGCUACCCAAAUGGCUCAGGCGACUGCCUCAGGCAGCAGGGGCAGUUCCUCAGGUAUUCGCCCAGAGCUCCUCAGGUGUCCCCUCUGCCUCUCCUGCUCCGCCUAAGCCAGUCUGCUUCUCUUUUCUCAUGGAAUCUGAGUUGUAAGGGACCCUGCAAUGCAGGUAUCUCAGCUCAAGCGUCCCUGACAGGCGGCCACCCAACCUCUGUGUGGAAACCUCUAACCAAGGAGAGCCCAUCACUUCCCAAGGGAGUCCGUUCCACUGCCUAGCAGCUCUUACUGCCAGAAGGCUCUUCCUUUGAACAUAAGGAAUCUUCUUUUUGCCAUUGGAAUCGAUUGUUUCAGGUCUUAUCUUCCAAAGCAGAGAAAAAGCAACGUUCCCUGCAUCUUCCUUGUGUCAGCCCUUCAAAUAAGAUGGCUUUCACAUAAUUUCCAUAGGUGAAAUGAGAUCCAACUGCUUCUUUAUUUGGAUCAGGUUCUGGGGUGAUGGGGGGGGGGGGAAACUCGUCCAUUUUUGCCCCUAUGUGUUUUGGGCCAGUCCUAGGUGACUGUUCAUAGCUCAAAGAGGGAAGGACAAAGGUGAAACACUAAAGACCUUUAAGACCUGUCCAUUGGGUCCUCAGGUUGACCUGAAAGAAGUUUUACUUGAACCGGAAGCAGCUGGGACGGCCCUCCAAACUUUGGGGGUCUUGUGGGGGUAUUCUGAAAAAUGCUGUUGAUGCCAUAACAAUGCAUUAGAAAUUGUUUUACACACAUUGCCACACUUUAUUAGUAGUUUUGCAAUGCUUUCCAGUGUGACCACAUUACAGUGGUACCUCGGUUUAAGAACAGUCCGAUUUAAGAAUGAUUCGGUUUACGAACUCCGCAAAACCGGAAUGGUGUCCUGGUUUGAGAACUUUACCUCAGUCUAAGAACGGAAUCCGAAUGGUGGAAGGGCACCGGCAGUGGGAGGCCUCAUUAGGGAAAGCACCAGGGCCGUCUUACCCAUGGGCACUAGGGGUGUGGGGCACCCGGGCACCAGGCCGAGAGUCCAGGGCCCGAGAGUCGAGUCCAGGGAAGAGCCCGCCCAUCAGUCAGAGCACCGUGGUGCGCUCUUCUGCUGCAGACGGCUCUGUGCUGCGAGUUUGGGGGCAACCAAGCCAGCGAGACUCUGAGUCAGCCGGCCGGCUCCCCCCCCCCCCGCGCGCGCGCCUGGAACUGGGCAAUCGGGGGGGGGGGGCGCCAGGUGGAUCUUUGCACCCCGGUGCCACAUAUGCUUAAGACAGCCCUGGAAAGCACGCCUUGGUUUAAGAACAGUUUUGGUUUAAGAACGGAGUUCCGGAACAAAUUAAGUUCGUGAACCGAGGUACCACUGUAUGGCCAUCCCGAGGGGCAUUCUUGCCCGAUCGCGUUGCAGAAGAGGGCUCAACCAGUUGCCCUCCAACUCUAAUCAUAGUAUGAAAAGGAUUUCAGCAGGGGGAUAAGGGAGCCCGUGCUGAUUCAGAAAUGAGGCAGUAUAACCAUGGAGCAGAGCUAUAGUCCAAAAGCUUUUGCAUCCCCUCAAGCAUUUUCUCUGAUGAAAACAGGGACAUCGUCUUCUACAUCAGGAAGUUUCUCGCACUGCAUGUAUAGACAUCACGCGCACGCCAGCAUGGGUCACCUGGAGCCAGUUACAACCUCUCCGCUGAACCUACCUCGCAGAAUUGUUGUAAGGAAAAUGUGCGAGGGCAGGGAUCAUUCGCAACACUUUCCACAGAUUGAUAGAAUGAAAUAAAUUUUAGCCUAUAAGCUCCCUUGAGGGGGAAAGAUGAUGAUGAUAAUGAUAACGAUAACGAUAAUGGAAACUGGGAGAAUUAUCCAGAACAUACCAGCAAAUAAAUCCUGUUGAACUCAGUGGGACUUAGUUCUGAGUAAAAAUGCUUAGGAUUGCAGUCUAAGUCUUUACCCAGUUACCUGGGAAUAAGUUCCAUUGAAUACAGUGGGACUUCUUUCUGAGUAGGUCAUCUACAAUAAAGGAAUCAACACUCCACACAUUUCCUAAUAAAUGGCUGGCUGCUGAAGCAUUGCAAUUAAAUAAUUCAAAGUGGAUUUAUUAUAUUUUCCGUCAAGAUUAUAGGAAGUGCUUCGUAUGCCGGCCUCACCAUUUCCUUCAUUCGGUGCAGGUAUUUUAUUUUCAGUAUAAUUAGCACCCACCUGCCCUCCCACACCACUUUGAAUUGUUCUCUGAGACGUGAAGGGGAGGAAAAAGGAAAGGUGGGACAUUCCAAAAUCAAUUCAGAAACUAGGACAGCUUCUAUAAUUCCAGGACAGUCCCUGGUAAACUGGGACACAUGUGUAACUGCCCUGCCGAGAUACCACCAUGAGCACAAAUUGUCAUGAAUGCACAACAGAAAGGAUGCGUGGAGGGGGCCCCUGUGUCCUGCUGAGAAGCAAAGAAAAAUGGGCUCUUAGGAGGUCUCCUGAGACUGGCCAACUGGAUAAGGCCCCCAGGUCCCACCCCAAGCCUUGGGCCCAACAGCUUAAGAACCCCUCAGUUGCCCCAGGGCAGGUGGUAUGCAGAAGGAAAGUUGGAGUUCACCGUCCUUCCCUGCUUGCCUCUUCAGGGCUUCCUGUGGUUAUUGUUGGUGUGACCCUGGCCACGUCGUUCAACAAGUACGUGGCAGAGAACCAUUGCUGGCUGAACGUGCAGACGGAUAUCAUCUGGGCUUUUGUGGGGCCGGUUCUCUUCGUCCUGACGGUAAGUGUGUUCUGACGGUAAGCCCUCCUCCUUUCAUUGGCGGGGUUUGCAAUGCAAAAGGUUCUUGCUACCAUGUGUGGCAGUGUUAACGGAGAAAUCUGAGGGCUCCCUUGGACAAAAAACAAGGAUACCAGCCAGGAAUCCCAGAGCGAAACAGCAGCCAGUAGGCUUGGUCUUGAUUGAAGUCUGUCGCGACAGGACUCCCACCUGCCACCAGGUGGAACAAGAUGGAAGCCCCCAACAAAAGAGAACCCAAAACUUUUAUUAGUUGCUAAUCCCCAUGUUACUUCCCCCCCAAACUACAUCACGAUUACAUCAUGAAAGGGGAGGUCUGGUGCCAGGAAUCUGAGCAUCCUGGACCCUGCCCCAUGGUUCCCCUUUCAUGAUGUAACCGUGAUGUAUGAGUGAUGUAGUUUGGGGGGGGUGUAACAUGGGGAUUAGCAGCUAAUAAAAGUUUGGGUUCUCUUUUGUUUGGGGCUUCCAUCUUGUUCCACCUUGUGGCAGGUGGGAGUCCUGUCGCGAAAGUCUUCAAUAAAGACCAAGCCUACUGGCUGCUGUUUUGCUCUGGUCUUCCUGGCUGGUGUCCUUGUUUUUUGUCCAAGGGAGCCCUCAGAUUUCUCUGUUAAGAGCAGGACUGGGUGUGUGUGAGCAAAUGUUGGGAUUCGGUGGUUUUCAGACUCGGUGCCUUCACAAGACAAAGAAGAACUCUGUAGACCACAGGGUGCGUUUACUUUCCAUGUGUGUGGGAGAUAACUCUGAUUUACACAGCAAUAUCCUGGGGGGGGGGCAGUGUUCCCGUGUUCCCUGAGAGGAGGAUUCUGGGAAAUCUGUGAGGAGAACCUGAGCUUACAGGGUUAAACAGCUCAGACUGUACGCCCUGCCUACUGUUGUUGUCCCUUUGCAUUCUCUGCUCUCUAUCUUCCAGCAGAGCAAAAUCUUCCCCCUCCACAACUGCCACCUCUUAAAGCCUCUGGCUGCUGUUUCAGGUCCAGUCCCUGACCCUCUCGCCCCUCUCCUUUGCAGGUGAACACCUUUGUGCUUUUCCGAGUGGUGAUGGUGACAGUCUCCAGUGCACGCCGGCGGUCAAGGAUGCUGACCCCCAACAGCAGCUUGGAAAAGCAGAUUGGCAUCCAGAUCUGGUGAGUCCCGGAGGCCCCUGGGGGCUGCCCCCGCCCCCUCCAGAGAAGGGCACCAGAGAAGGAAAAGGACACCUAUCUGAAUGCCAUUUGCUAGGGGGGAGAAGUGUGAGAGCCAGUGGUGCUUGGAGGGUCAGACUAGGACCAGGGAGGCCAGGGUUCAAAUCCAUGCCUGGCCAAGAAGCUCACUGGGUGUCCUUGGAAGCCAGUCGCUGCCUCUCAGCCCAGCCUACCUCACAGGGUUGUGAGGAGGGGAGAACCAUGUACACAACCUUGAGCAACUUUGAGGAAAAGGUGGGAUAUAAAUACUUUAAACAAUAAAACAGAAUCAGAGGCCACAUUCCCGUCAUCGAUUUAAAGUGUUGCAAUAUUUGUACACUGCCCUUCACCUGAAGGCCACAGGGCGGUUCACAACAUCAAGUGCAUCUCCCAGGAUUCUCUGGGGGAAGCCACAAUGGUUUAAAUUGGUAUCCUAGUGCUUUAGUGUGAACAUGGCCAUAGAAGUCAAUUGUAGAGUUGUAGAGUUGGAGGGACGCGGGUGGCGCUGUGGGUUAAACCACAGAGCCUAGGACUUGCCGAUCAGAAGGUCAGCGGUUUGAAUCCCCACGACAGAGUGAACUCCCGUUGCUCGGUCCCUGCUCCUGCCCACCUAGCAGUUCGAAAGCAAUUCCAAGUGCAAGUAGAUAAAUAGGUACUGGUCUGGCGGGAAGGUAAAUGGCGUUUCCGUGCGCUACUCUGGUUCGCCAGAAGCGGAUUAGUCCUGCUGGCCACAUGACCCAGAAGCUGUACGCCGGCUCCCUCGGCCAAUAAAGGGAGAUGAGCGCUGCAACCCCAGAGUCGGUCACAACUGGACCUAGUGGUCAGGGGUCGCUUUACUUUUACCUUUAGAGUUGGAAGGGAUCCUGAGGAUCAUCCAUUCCAACCCCCUGCAAGGCAGGAAUGUGAAAUAGCAGCUGGUGCCCAUUGGGAUUAGUAGAGAGGAGGACAAGGAGAUGAAGGCAGAGUGAAUGACAGGCAGGGUCACCCCCUGGCGAGUUAUAAGUAAGAAGACAGGCUGAGGUUGCUGGGGCCCCAUUUGCCCCAAUAGACCAGCUUGCACAGCUUGAAGCCAUUGGUUUGAGUCCUACCCUCCAGAGUAGGAGAAAACACGCUUGCUCCCUCUUCCACCUGACAGCCCUUGAGAUAUUUGAAGAUGGCCAUCAUGUCUCCUCUCAGCCUCCUCUUUUCCAGGCUACACAGACCCAGCUCCUUCAAGGGUUCCUUAUAAGCCUUGGUUUCCAGACCCUUGAUCAUCUUGGUUGCCCUCCUCUGCACACCUUCCAACUUGUCAACGUCCUUCUUAAAUUGUGGUGCCCAGAAUUGGACACAGUAUUCCAGAUGUGGUCUGACCAAAGCAGAAUAGAGUGGGACUAUGACUUCCCUUGAUCUGGACACUCGACUUCUGUUGAUGCAUUUGCCUUUUUUUGCUGCUGCAUCACCCGGUGGACUCAUGUUGAGCUUGUGGUCCACCAAAAUCCCUAGAUCCUUUUCCCAUGUUCUGCUAGUCAGCCAGGUGUCCCUCAUCUUAUAUUUGUGCAUCUGCCUAAGUGCGGAACCUAAAACAAACCCCUGUGUUGCAAUAAGAACCAAGCACAACAAUACAAACACAAUACCUAGGCUAAUGGUUAGUAGAAAAUAUAUAAUAGAACAAUGAUAUCAUUCAGAUUAUAGGAGUCAGCCAAUCAAAGCUCAUAUGUACAAUAUAACAGAGUGGUAACGAGGACCGUCAAGCCGUGUGUUCAAGACAGAUGUCUAAGGACAGUCUCACAAUAGUCUUUCAAAAGUUUCAACAGAAGACCUCUCAAAGGUUUCAAAAGUUCAUUUUGUACUCAUUUAACAAAAGCUCACUUAAUAGUAUUCCUCUGUAUAUUUGUUUUUCAUGGGUCUACUUUGUUUCUGCAUGCUAUAUAUGCCAUACUGUUCCUUUAAGUAUAUCGUUAUUGGGAACACCUGUGACUUGCUCCAUAUGUCCUGUGCAAUUGUGUAUCAAGUAUCAGCAGCUACACUAUCUAGUGAGCACCGAACCUUAGCAUGACUCUUUCUUACAUAUUCUGUUGAAGAAUAUUGGGUAUGUACCUUUAUUUAUUCUGUUUUGUAUAUUCUGCUUUAUUUUACAACGUGUAUGCAGGUAGGUUAGUUCAUUCAUUCAUCGGUUGUAUGUAUUGUAUCUUAUUUCCAACUGAUGAAGACUAUUACGAAACAGUAGUAUCAUUCCGGAGACUCUGUCCUUUUGAGGCUUUUGAGAUGUCUUCCGUUGAAACUUUUGAAAGACUAUUGUGAAACUGUCCGUAGACGGCAAUGCGCUCGACAUGGGGCUACCUUUGAAGGUGACCUGGAAACUACAACUAAUCCAGAAUGUGGCAGCUAGACUGGUGACUGGGAGCGGCCGCCAAGACCAUAUAACACCGGUCUUGAAAGACCUACAUUGGCUCCCAGUACGUGUCCAGGCACAAUUCAAAGUGUUGGUGCUGACCUUGAAAGCCCUAAACAGCCUUGGUCCAGGAUACCUGAAGGAGCAUCUCCACCCCCAUCAUUUUGCCCGGACACUGAGGUCCAGCGCCAAGGGCCUUCUGGCGGUUCCCUCACUGUGAGAAGCCAAGUUACAGGGAACCAGGCAGAGGGCCUUCUUGGUAGUGGCACCUGCCCUAUGGAACACCCUCCCACCAGAUGUCAAAGAGAAAAACAACUACCAAAUUUUUAGAAGACAUCUGAAGGCAGCCAUGUUUAGGGAAGCUUUUAAUGUUUAAUAGGUUAUUGUAUUUUAGUGUUUUGUUGGAAGCCGCCCAGAGUGGCUGGGGAAGCCCAGCCAGAUGGGCGGGGCAUAAAUAGUAAAUUGUUGUUGUUGUUGUUGUUGUUGUUAGACAUCUGUUCUGAACACACGGCUUGACGGUCCUCGUUACCACUCUGUUAUAUUGUACAUAUGAACUUUGGCUGACUCCUAUAAUUUGAAUGAUAUUCUAUUGUAUAUUUUCUACUAACUAUUAGCCUACGUGUUGUGCUUGUAUUGUUGCAACUGCAGAACCUGACAUUUGUCCCUACUGACAUUCAUUCUGUUAGCUUGGGCCCAGUUCUCCAACCUGUUACGGUCAUUUUGAAUUCUGUCUUCUGUGGCAUUAGUUACCUAUCCAAAUUUGGUGUCAUCUGCAAACUCUAUCAAAAAAGAAACGAGAGUCAUCUGACAUGACUUGUUUUUGAGACCUGUGUUGAGACUUAGUAAUCACAGUAAUCAUCACCGGCAAAGACUUGCUCCCCUGGCGCUGACUUUGGCUACAGGUGAGUUGACUCCCUGCUUUCCCUCUUGCCUCCCACCCCAACCCCACAACCCCCUUUGUCCUCUUCCAGGGCAACGGCCAAGCCAGUGCUGGUGCUUCUGCCAGUCCUGGGACUGACCUGGGUGUGUGGUGUUCUUGUGCACGUCAGUAUCACGUGGGCCUACAUCUUCAUUGUGCUGAACUCCCUCCAGGUAAGCUGCCUUGGAAGGCAGGCCUUCCCUGCAAAAUAUCUCUCUGACACGUGUGUAUGUGCGUGAACACACACAGACACGGGGAUCCGUUGCCCAUGCUGGAGGCUGCACCUUGUGACGGCAAAGAUGCCUUUGAGCACAUGCAGAGUGCCUUCCCCCUCACCAUCAGGGAGGAAGACCUUCAAAAGGCCAGCUUGAGCUUCAAUCGUUCUCUCUUUGAACAUUCUGCCCAGAGCUGGCCUUGCAAUAUCCAGCACUGUGCAGCAGGGGAGGCCCUGACCAUACCAGCUUCCUGGUGUUUUGCCACGGCUGAAAUCUCUCCCUCUUGCUCAGCGGCUGCUUCUCCUCCAUCCAGCAAAAGCUUAUUUCAGCAAUGGUUCAAUUCACACAGGUAACUCACAACUUUGGCUAAUUAAAACUUGUGUGAUUUCAACUUUAUGUGCUAGCCAACUGGCCAGUUGCAAAUCACGCAAAUUAAGCGCAUGGAAGUCUGAGAGUUUAAAAGCUCUUUCUGUGGCGUGGGGAAACCUUUUAAGCUCUGUGCCUUGCUUAGCGGGCAAUUCCAUGUGAGGAAUUCCCAGAGCCCAGUAAGCAAGGAGGAGAGCUUCCAACCUCUGCCUUGCUUUGGGGGCAAGGACCGCUUGGCUCACAGCUUCAGAGAGGUAAGGUCACUCAUGCGGGGGGAGGUUGCAAGGGUGGUUCUGACUAGACCUCACUCUGGCUUUACGCUCAGUCCCCAGAACAUAACCCUCAAGCAAGCAGUGAGUGACCUGUAUUGAUUUGAUUUGAAUUAAUUUUAUAAUGAAAUGAUUUUAGAAUGUAUUAUUUUAUUGUUGUUAGCCGCUCUGAGCCCAGCUUCGGCUGGGGAGGGCGGGAUAUAAAUAAAAAAUUAUUAAUUUAUUAUUUAUUAUUGAGAAAACAAUGUUUCCUUCCCUCCAAAGUCUCUCUCUCCCUCCCCUCCCUCCUCCCUCCCACCCUUCUAUAGGGGCUCCCUAGCACACCUGCCCAUUUGAAGGGACCCCUUUCUAGUCAAAAUACGACUAGAUACGUGAAUCAGAGUAGAAUUACAGAAUCACAGAACUGUAGAGUUGGAAGGGACCCUGCCAUUUCCAUCACAAGCCCAACCUUAUUCAACGUGGAAAUCACAACUGCAGUGUCCCUGAUGGAUGGGUGCCCAAGAAAACAUCCAAGGGAGGAGAGUCCUUCUGAGGGAGUCUGGUUCUUGUUGUUGUUGUUGUUUAGUCGUUUAGUUGUGUCUGACUCUUCGUGACCCCUGGACCAGAGCACGCCAGGCACUCCUGUCUUCCACUGCCUCCCGCAGUUUGGUCAAACUCAAGCUGGUAGCUUCAAGAAUACUGUCCCACCAUCUCGUCCUCUGCCGCCCCCUUCUCCUUGUGCCCUCCAUCUUUCCCAACACCAGGGUCUUUUCCUUCUCUUCUGUCUGGUUCUACUGUCUCAUAACUGCCAGAAAGUUUAGUUGGAAUUCCCAUUCUCGUCAUUUGGAUCCAUUGGUUAAGGGCCUACCCUCCAGAGGAGCAGGAAAAGUAAUUUGGGAAUCUCCUGUGAAAGGCUAGGAAGGAGGUGUCCAUCACACAAAUUGAGCUUUAUUCAGAGAAGUAAUUGCUUGCAUGAAACAAGACAAGCGGACAUUCAAAGGACCAUACCUUCCUCCCCCAAUCUGCUCUGCUCCGAGUGCCGGUGCCAAUAAGAGGGACGGGAGUGUUUCUUCUGAGGAUGAGCAGCCGCCCUGCAUCAUCAACGAAGGUUAUAUCGGUGCCAGAGUGUGCAGCGCUCCUGCCCCAGCCUGUGGAGGAGUGGGCUUGUUGCACAGAUGCCGGCCACAAUUAGUGCAUCAGCUGCAACGCUUCCUGAUAGCUGAAGGAACACAGGAAGUGAUUCUCUCCUGAUAAGACACCAAAGGAGGCAAAGCAUCAGAGGAGCACGGCAGGAGGGUGUAGUAAUUAUGAGAGGAGACUGUUCUCCCCACCCAGUGCCAAGCUCAGGGACUCGAGAGCAGGAUGUUGUUUACGUUGGGGGGGCAGCGGGGGGGGGGGAGGGAUGCACUAGGAAAACUCUUGGCCGGCAGUUGUGUUUCUGAAGGUUCAUCAUCCGAGACUUCUGAGGCGGCUUCCUCUCUCAGAAAGAAACAGACAAAAGGAUGGGUCAUUUCUCACAACGCACAGUUAAUUCAUUCGUAUUGUAUUUGUUUGAACCGCUCCUUGUUGUGAGUAGUGCCAGCUCUGGAGCGGAAAACGCCAGAUGUCCAGAGAGGAGGAAGAGGAAGAGGAAGGCUAGGCUUGUGCAUGCAGUGCCACUUUUAUUUUGAAAAAUGCCCAAAGGCCCUUCAUCAUGACCAGGCAAAAUGUCACAAAAUAGUGAGGCGAGCUUCUGAGUCCACCAGAGCUCUUCUUCUUCAGGAUGUGGGCGGGGGGGGGGGGACUGAGGGAAACAAAAAUCUGGCUAGGGAUUGAGGCCGUGUUGGUCCAAAGUUAAUUUUUGCUGUAUGCUGCCUUAGAAGGGGGCUGGUGUGGGGGCUCUCUCUCUCUCUCUCUCUCACACACACACACACGCCUGUGUUCUAACUUCAAAGUCUUGUCUCAGUUUGUCUCAGUUACCAGGAAUAAAAAAUGGACGGGACCCUUUCUCUCACUUUGUCUACCCCACACUUUCUCUUUUCUUUGUCCUCCUUUCCCCCUGGAUGAAUUAAGCCAACGGUCGCAUGAAAUCAGGCCAAGGGCUGGCAAUUGCCCGUCUCUUUGUGAAAGGGACAGUUCUGCCCCUUGGUUGGGAGAGAGACAUCGUUUGGCCUUCCCUAUAUGUCUGUUUGGGGGGCUAACAAAGCAAAGAUUCUGACCCAGCGGCUGUUUCCAGGUCCCUGGCAUGGAUUCUUCCCUCUGUCUUCCUACAGGGUCUCUACAUAUUCCUGGUCUAUGCCAUCUACAACAGCGAGGUAAGGGACAGCCACACUACGCAAACGGGGCAGAUUUGGCACCCUGUUCUCUCUGCAACAACUCUUCAGACUUUGAAAAUGAGCUUGGGAGGAUGUGAUCAAUGGCUUGUGAAACCAGCUAGGAUUUCAGGGACCCUCAUGGUGAUGGCCUUGGGGGUCCCUGAAAUCUGCUGGAUCCUCCCAUGUGUGUUUGUGUGUGUGGUGGCAUUCUGACUACUUGCCAUUCUGCUGGCAAGAUCUCCUAGGGCAGGCAUGGCCAAACUUGGCCCACCAGCUGUUUUGGGACUGCAAUUCCCAUCAUCCCUGACCCCUGGUCCUGUUAGCUAGGGAUGAUGGGAGUUGUAGUCCCAAAACAGCUGGAGGGCCGAGUUUGGCCAUGCCUGCCCUAGUGCCAUCCAAGUUCCCACUAGAUCUCAUGCGAGCGGUUGCUAGUCUUCCACAUAUACGUGGAACCCUGGGAGCCAAACCCCCGUGUAAGACGCAGCCACACCGCAGAGCAGAAGUGAGGAAACCUCCAGCCUGUAGGACAAUCUCAGUCCUGCACAGCCAGGUGCAAAGUCUGUUGCAUGUUGGACAACUUUGCUCCCCAACUGACUCCUCUGUGGACAGAUGGCACCCGACGGAGGUGGGCAGUUGCUGCUGUUUUCCCUGCCUUUUCCUCUUCAGCUGAGGAAAUAGCUAUAUACGACUAGCAGGUGCAUUUUGAAAACAAUUAAAUGCCAGGAUUUCCCCACCACCACCAUGGAGCCCCUGCCCCACAGGAAUCAACCUGGAUCCUGCAAUUGUCAUCUGAGGCUCUUCUUUGUCUGCACGCCCCCCCCCCCCGUGGCAACACAAGAACUGGCCUUUUCUGUGGUGACCCCCUUCUUGAGGAAUGCUCUCCCCAGCGACCGUCAUUGCACCUCUUUAGGCACCAGGCAAAAACCAGGCCUUUGGCUUUUAACUAUCUCUACAGCCAUUUAGAAAGGGACGCGGGUGGUGCUGUGGGUUAAACCACAGAGCCUAGGACUUGCCGAUCAGAAGGUCGGCGGUUCGAAUCCCUGUGACAGGGUGAGCUCCCGUUGCUCGGUCCCUGCUCCUGCCAACCUAGCAGUUCGAAGGCACACCAGUUCAAGUAGAUAAAUAGGUACCGCUCCAGCGGGAAGGUAAAUGGUGUUUCCGUGCGCUGCUCUGGUUCACCAGAAGCGGCUUAGUCCUGCUGGCCACAUGACCUGGAAGCUGUACACCGGCUCCCUCAGCCAAUAAAGCAAGAUGAGCGUGCAACCCCAGAGUCAGCCACGACUGGACCUAAUGGUCAGGGGUUCCUUUACCUUUUACCUUUACCUUUACCUUUACUCUACACAGUACUGUGGAGGAUGCACCACAGAUUUGUGUAACAGCAUUAGGAUAUUUGCAGUUUUAUUUUCAAUUCCUUUCCUAUGGUCAGGGAUCCCUUUACCUUACAGCCAUUUAGAGUGGGUGGGACCUUUGAACACCCCCACCCCCACUGCCCCAGAUUUAAUGUAUGUGUUUUGUUUCUGUAAGUCACGCUGAGUUGCUAUGGCAAAAAGUGGUAAUAAAUUUAGUUAAAUAAUCAUCAUCAUAAAGGCAGGAAGAAUUUCCCUUGGCACUGCAAUGCCGGUAACUGCUUAGCCCACAACAAAUACAGAUAAAUGCACAGGGGGUGUGGUUGUGGUGGUGGUUGUUGUUGUUGUUGUUGUUGUUUAAAAAGUGCCGUUAGUGCCUGAGGCAUCUUGUUGUGUGUUCAUUCUGUGGGCUGGAAGGGGCCAGUUUCAUACCAGUGCUUAAUUUGCAGGUGCGAAAUGCCAUCCAGCGGAUGAAGGAGAAGAAAAAGGCUCUCUCUUUCACAGUAGGUUUGUGGUCUGGAGCUGGGGGUCUCCCCCUGCCUGACCCCUCUCCCCUCCAACUCCCCCUAAAAACCACUGCAUGUGAGUCAGCCAGUGCUAGAGACCUUGUGGGCUUCCAGAACAGUGAUUCUAGUUCUGCCCUCUGGAACAAAAUAGAGAACAAAUCUGCUCUUUCUUAUUCAGGACACCCCUUAUGCCGGCCACUGCCCUGCAGCCAUUAAAGUUAGCACAAAAUAAGACCCUAAAGGAGAAUAUUUUAAUUUUUUGAAGGAAAUUUCUUUUCCCCCCCCCUUUUUUUUUGAAAGAGAGGGAAAAAUUAAAAACAAAAUAUUUAUUAAAUUACCCUUUUAUUGCUGCAUUCCUGUUGGUUGCUGAAAGGUGGAAAAUGUUUGUGCAAAAUAUAUAGAAUUUGAUUGCAACGAAUGAAAAACAUCCCUGGUACACCCCCUUUUUUAAAAUUAAAAGAAAAGGAAAAACAAUUGUGACCUCUUUUGUCUCAAUGUGGCAGGAUUCUGUUAAAUGCAUAAAAAGGUGAAAAAAUUGCAUUUGUGUCCUCCACUAGCCUCUUGAGAAAUCUUGGAAAGGUAACAUCUAACUGGUUGAAAAGAUUUUCCUGAUGUAAUAUAGUGCCUUUUAUUCUCAGUGUUCCUUGCGCCUUUGAUGGUUUGAGCUAUAGAUUUAUGUUUCCAGAUGCGUUUUAAGCCCCCCUGGCUCUCUCAUAUCUUACAACGGCGUUCCUUCUGCGUCUCCUCGCAAGUAUCCACACAACCAGCUUUGCCGUUUCUUCUUGUGAACCUAACAUCCCGUGCCAGCCUUGGUUCAGUUCAGCUUAGCUUUUAUGUGUUUGUCUCUUUAAGUUCUGUUUUCUUAUGUGGGUUAUAUGGGGGGAAAUACCGUAUUUUUCGCUCCAUAAGACCACAAGAUGCACCUAGUUUUUGGAGGAGGAAAACAAGAAAAAAAAUAUUCUGAAUCUCUCUUUUUUAAAAAAAUAAUAUUUAUUAAAGUUUCAAUGGGAAAAAAAUCACAUUAAUAAAAAAAUUAACAAUAAAAAGGAAAAAUACAAAGUAGGAAAAAAAGAAAAAACAGUUAAAAACAAUUCCAUCUUUUCCUCACUUCUUUUACGUUUACUUGUUUCCCGGACCUCCUCAUACCUCCCUCUUUUGUAUUCCGAUUAAAUUUGUUAAUCCAACAAUUCCUUUCUCUCCUUUUUAAUCCUAAUCCUUAGUCCUGAUAUAUUGUAACGUUAGAUUUUUACAUAUUAAAAACCAAUUUUUCCAUAUUCUUUUGUACCUAUACAGCUAGAAACCACUUAACUUCAAUCCAACAUCAUUCUAACAUUCAUUAAUUUUACAAUAUUUCUGUAAACAGUCUUUAAAUUUCUUCCAAUCUUCUUCCACCGACUCUUCUCCCUGGUCUCGGAUUCUGCCAGUCAUUUCUGCCAAUCCCAUGUAGUCCAUCAUUUUCAUCUGCCAUUCCUCCAGUGUGGGUAGAUCUUGUGUCUUCCAAUGCUUUGCAAUGAGUAUUCUUGCUGCUGUUGUAGCAUACAUAAAGAAAGUUCUGUCCUUCUUUAACACCGAUUGGCCGACUAUGCCCAGGAGAAAGGCAAAAAAAUAUAUUCUGCAUCUCAGAAGCCAGAACAGCAAGAGGGAUCGCUGCGCAGUGAAAGCAGCAAUCCCUCUUGCUGUUCUGGCUUCUGGGAUAGCUGCGCAGCCUGCAUUCGCUCCAUAAAACGCACACACAUUUCCCCAUACUUUUUAGGAGGGAAAAAGUGAGUCUUAUAGAGCAAAAAAUACGGUAUAUAAAGUUGGUUGGGUGAUGGCUGUUUCUGGCUGACUGUUUCUUCUCCAGACAUAAAGAGCACCAGAAGAGGCUGCUCUGGGUCAGGACAAAGGAGGCCCAUCUAUUCCAGAGUCCUGUUAUCACAGUUCCCAGCCAGGUGCCUCCAAGGAAAACCCACAAGUGGGAGUCGAGCGCAAGAGCAACUCUCCCCAGGGACAGCCUUUGGCAAUCUUUUGAAAUAUGGCGCCCUGUGCAAGGCCAACAUUUGGUGCCCCAAAGCAGAUCUUCUCAGUUAUGGAUCUUCUUGAUUUUGUGUCCCCUGCACCACCCUAAUGAAUAUAAAAAACUUCUGCAAGCAACUGCACUGUAUAUUGUUCCAAGCUGUUAUCUCAAAUCAUUGCAAAAUCAGUCAGCGCAUAACUCCUGCUUGCCUCAGUGAAAGGGAGGAAUAUAUUUUUUCAUGCUGUGUCAUAUUAGCGAAAGCCAUCUUGCCUCCUCUUCCAUCUUCAUCAGAUCUUUCAAGUCUUAAGUAAAGCUGUGCAAUUAAAUGCCUAAUUAUAAAUAGAAGUUGGCCUGUACUCUUUUUAAAAAAAACCAAUUUAAGUUCUUAGUGAGGCUUGGCAUAGAAAACGAUACAGAGAAGAUUAGCAUGGCCCCUGUGCAAGCGGAUCUUCUUGAUUUUGUGUCCCCUGUACCACCCUAAAUCCAGCACUGCUUUCCGCCCCCCCUCCGUGGCAUUCGGGUGCCUUGCUGCCUCCAACUGCGGAGGGCGGAGCGUGGCCUUGGGGGGCUGGGAGCCGCCUGUCUGGGGGUGCGGAUGCUGUACAACUGCUUUGUGUCAUUUCAGAACUGUUCGCACCCCAUCAACUAUCUGUCAAGCCCUAGGAACACGUCCUGGGAGGUGGGCAAGUUCAGCCCCUCCACCCCAGAGAAUACGGCCUCCCCCUCCUCGGAGAAGGACUCUGCAACGAAGAACAGCAGCGGCAAGGGUACAAAGGUGGCGCUUGUUCCACCUGCAAUGAAAUUAGCAUCUUUGACUAUUUUUGUUUUGUUUUGUUUUUGCAUCCCGGCUGAUCCUCCUUUCUCCCUCGCACAGGGAACUUCAGCGCCAAAAUCCCAGCGGGACUUGCAUCAAUUAUGUCUCCAGAGCGGCCGGUAUGUAGCUCAUCCCCACCUACCCAGAUUAUUUGAUUUAUUUAUUUAUUUACUUGCUUAUUGCGCUUAUAUGCCGCCUUCUCUUCUGAGCAGCUCCAAGGUGGUCACAUGGUUCUCCUUGACUCCUGAAGUUAUUCUCACAGCAACAGCCCUGCAAUGUAGGCUAGGCUGGAAGGCAGCGACUGCCCCUCACAAGGUCUCGCCCAGUGAGCUUCUUGAUGGCCAGGAGAGAGGCUGGAAUCCUGGCCUCCCAGUCCAUAGUCCAGCACUAACCAUUGUGUUGCACUGGAAGCUGCUUUGUUCCAGGCCGCACCCUUGGUCCUCCUCCUCUGAUAGGAGGCCUUGACGCAGAUGUACCUGGAGGUGCGGGGGGGGGGAUGUUGAACCUGGGACCACCUGCAGCUGCAGCCUCUUCCUCCCUCCCUUCUCCUUAAGGAGCAGAGCUCCACCUGUUGGUUAGAAGAAGCCAUGAGGGCUGGUCGCGCAUUCCAAGUGGCGCUUGAGCCACUGCUGGGCUGAGAUUUAGUCCUUCAGCUUCUCCAAAGUUUCCUCCCCCUGUGAAAGAGGCUUCUGUUUUCCUACCUGCGCUGCCGGGGACUGGACUGGUCCCCCUUGGGAUCCCUCCCAAAUUCUGAUUCCACUUUGUUCUCAGAGCUCUUAAGAAUGUAUUUAGGAUUCCAGUGGGUGCAGAAUUUGAAACUUACCUUAUUGUUGUGAAGUGGCCAAGGGUGGUGUGUGUGGGUGUGGGUGUGGGUGUGUGUGUGUGUCCCCCGAAGGAAAUGUUUCUUCUGCACUGAUCUGGACCCCCACCCCAUGGAAGGAGCUAUCUCAUGAUGAGGCCUUCCUUCCCCAUUGAGAACUCAGAAUGACUGAUGAGAUGCAUAGCUGUCAAGUGUCCCUUAUUUGGCGGGACACACCCUUAUCCCAGCGCCAUGUCCCGCUUCUGUCCCUUAUUGAUGAGGCUUCGUUUGGCUGCUGGCUGGGCUUUCUGCCUUUGGCUCGGAGGGGCUCAGAAGUUGAACAUCCCUGUUCCCCGAAAAUCCCUUAUUUUGGCUGCUGAUCCCUUAUUUUCGAGGCUGCUGGUCCCUUAUUUUCAAAUCUGUAAGUUGACAGCUAAGAUGAGAUGGCUCUGUAGAAUGAGCAAAAAAAGACAAGCGCCCGCUGGCUGCCUCAAAAGUAGGAACAGAGGAAGAUGCUUUGCACAGAGUCAGACCCUUGGUUCACCCGACUCAGUACUGUCUACACGGACGGGCAACAGCUUCUCAGUGUGUCACCUGGGGCCUUGCCAGGCCCUUCCUGGACUGGACCCAGGACCUUUUGCCUUAGAAACAGGUGCUCCACCGCUAAGGUAUGACCUGUCCCAUAAAACUAGGUCCCCAGUCAGAACCAGACCAUGGGGCCACCUGACACAGCAUAGCUCUCCGGGGUUUCAGUCCCCCCCCCCCCCCGCCUGCAUCAUGGAGUUGCCAAGUAUUGAAACUGGAACUUUUCGUGGGCUUUCUGCCAUUGAGCAAUAGCCCUUGCCCGGGACGGAAGAGGGCUCUGGUGCGCCAGUCCUGCUGUCGGGUUUCUCACAGCAGCUUGGCCGCUGUGGGAACAGGGUGCUGAUCUGUUAAGGCUCUUAUUACAUUCUUAUGUUCUCUGCCCCACCCGUGAGAGUUUCCCCUAAAUAUAUUUUCUCUGCUUUGAUGAUUUUGGAAUGCAAUUUCUUUUCUCUGCAAGUGAUAGAGGCGGUAGGGGGAGGAGAACUUUGCCCCCCCCCUUUUCCAAUGCAGUGUUAAACUGGAGCCAAAUAUAGCUGCCUGCUGUCUCCCCCACUUUGUGGCAUGUCCUCAGUAUCUGCUGGCGCUGAUUAGGUGCCCUAGCCCCCUUUAACCGCCUUGUUUUCCUCCCAUGGUUCCUGAGAGGUGGACUUUCCCCUCCUCCUUCCAGAGUCCCACCUUUAUCAUCUUGCCUUCGCAGGCAGGGAGCAACAAUUCGUUUUAGAGCUGUGCCAAAGGCACUGGAGUGUAGGAACACGGGGGGCUUUUUAAAAAGGCACCCUUCUCUCCCGAGAGCCUGGGCGACCAAAACAACAAGCCCACCUAAAAGGGUCACGGCUACUGAGCUGCCCCUAAAGCAAGCAGGCGUGUUGCGGAAAGAUUGCCAGGCGUUGCUAGAGACAGGGUUGACUCCAUGCAAGGAGGGCAACUUGCUCAUUGUUCCAUCAAGCUUUCUGCUCACAGCGGCAGCCUCCAAGCUGACGGUCUGAAUGAAGGACUCUGAAAAGUCAGAAAUAGGUUUUCAAAGUUGAUUACUUUUUUUUGGCCCUGUUUGUCCCCCGCUAUCAAACUGGAUUAUGCCAAGUACUAACUAUUCAACUCCCAAGGGCACUAGUUGCCUCUCAGCCAAAUAAACAGUGCUCAUCCUCCCCACCUUGUUUUGUUUUUGUUUACUAAACCAUCUGAAAAACAGGCUGGGGAAUCUUCUGGCAAGGAUGAACCCUGGGCUCAUUUUGCUGCCCUGAUUGGCCAAGCCGAUCAGCGGCUGAAAUGGAAACCCAUCAGCUUCUCCCCACUGACCCCGGGUGUUGGGCAAGAGGGACCACGCCAUUGCCUGAGCUCCUAGGAACUCAGCCUUUGGCUCAGGCAAGGGGGAUUAAUUUUGCAAUUUGCGCAGAUUUCUGAAAUGCCAAGGUCGGUCGCUGCUGAUUCCCAUCUGUUAGUCCCAGAAGCAAAGAUACGAUCAGCUGCACACAGGGCUUAGAAUGUUGAUUAAUUUCGUUGUUGCUUUACAUCACGGAGAAACAACAAGAAGAGAAACACAUAAUUAAAAAAUAGAAGACUGAGUAUAAACAUAGAAUUAAAAUAAAACCCGUUACUGUCAUGAGCAGGAUAAUAUAGAUGACUGAAUCAAUGAAAUCCACAGAUAAGCAGGUGGAGGUGACCAUGUGCUUCCUUAUUGACAUGUGUAAUAAAAUCUUAAAAACAGUGGUACCUCGGGUUACAGACGCUUCAGGUUACAGACUCCGCUAACUCAGAAAUAGUAGCUCGGGUUAAGAACUUUGCUUCAGGAUGAGAACAGAAAUCGCGCAACAGCAGCGGGAGGCCCCACUAGCUAAAGUGGUGGUGGUGGUGUUUAGUCGUUGAGUCAUGUAAGCCUCUUCGUGACCCCCUGGACCAGAGCACACCAGGCACUCCUGUCUUCCACUGCCUCCCGCAGUUUGGUCAAACUCAUGCUGGUAGCUUCCAGAACACUAUCCAACCACCUCGUCCUCUGUUGUCCCCUUCUCCUUGUGCCCUCCAUCUUUCCCAACAUCAGGGUCUUUUCCAGGGAGUAUUCUCUUCUCAUGAGGUGGCCAAAGUAUUGGAGCCUCAGCUUCAGGAUCUGUCCUUCCAGUGAGCACUCAGGGCUGAUUUCCUUCAGAAUGCAUAGGUCUGAUCUUCUUCUUGCAGUCCAUGGGACUCUCAAGAGUCUCCUCCAGCACCAUAAUUCAAAAGCAUCCAUUCUUCGGCGAUCAGCCUUCUUUAUGGUCCAGCAGCUAAAGUGGUACAUCAGGUUAAGAACAGUUUCAGGUUAAGAACGGACCUCCAGAACGAAUAAAGUUCUUAACCCGAGGUUGCUGGAUCAGGCCAGUGACCAUUGAAUCCAGCACCCAGUUCUCACAGUGGCCAAGCAGGUGCCUGAAUAGGAAACCAGAACACGAGCCAUAUCUCUCCAGCAACUGGGAUUCAGGAUCCCUGCUGCCUCUGACUGUGGAGGCAGGCAGAGCCAUUGAUAGCCGUCUUCUCUUCCAUGAAUUCAUCCAACCCUUUUCAAAGCUGUCCAACUUGGCAGCCAUCACUGCCUCCUGUGGGAGGGAGUUCCACGGUUUAACUACGCACUACAUAGAAGACUCCCUGGAAAAGACCCUGAUGUUGGGAAAGAUGGAGGGCACAAGGAGAAGGGGACGACAGAGGACAAGAUGGUUGGACAGUGUUCUCGAAGCGACCAGCAUGAGUGUGACCAAACUGUGGGAGGCAGUGGAAGACAGGAGUGCCUGGCGUGCUCUGGUCCAGGGGGUCACGAAGAGGCGGACACGACUAAACAACUAAACAACAACAUUAUGAAAGACUUCCAUUUUUCUGUCCUAGAUCUUCCCAAGCAAGCCAAACCUCUGCAAAUAUAUCCCUUUUACAGGACGGAGAGCUUUUCUGUUGUGCCAAAGAGGGACAAACCAGGAUCCAAGCGGCAUCUACAGAAGGAAGAGCUGGGUUUUGACAUCGCCUGCAGGCACUGUGCUUGUUUCAGCUCCCUGUUAUCAAAAUACAGGGCUAGGAAGGGCCUGGGGAGCCAAGCCCCCUUACUGCCGUAGGGCAGGGAAACCCUUUGCCUUGCCAGUGUGGCUCACACGCAGUCCCUGAGUAUGCCAGCCUUAAUGGCAAGAAACCUGCCUGUUUUAUUAGGGAAAAGGGAAAAGAAUGUUAAUUCACAGUUUGCAGCCUUCUGAGAUGAAAGUCAGGAACUGUGCAGUGUAGCAUAGCUCCCCGAUCUCCGGGUCGAAAGGAAACCCCUAGCUCACACACUUCCAAGACGACCUACUUAGAAACAACUGGAGGUUUCUAGUCCUUGUUAUGUAAAACCUCAGAUUCUCAGUAUGAUAAAUAAUAAUAAUAAAAUUUUAUUUAUACCCCGCCCUUCCCGGUUCAAAAACCGGGCUCAGGGCGGCUAACAACAAAUUUAAAACACUGAAUUGAUGCAACAAAAAACAGCAUAAAAUACAGUAUAAAACGUGAAUAACAAUAAAUUCAGAAUUCAAAAAUCAGUUUGGGGGGAAAUCCAUCCAAUAAACAUUAGAUGUAUGGAGCAUUUGAAAUGAAGGCUUACUUACUUACUUACUUGCAUUUAUAUCACGGCUUUUUCUCCUAGGAGCUUGAGGCAGCUUCUCCUCGUUCAACCCCUGCAAGAAUCUCCCUGCAAGGGAGGUUAGGCUGAGAGAGGCAGUGACUGGCCUGAAGUCCCACCCAGGGAGCUUCAUGGCCCAAUGUGGGGACUUGAACCCUGGUCUCCCAGGUCCUGGCCCAACAGACUAACCACUGUGGUUAGGGCAGCUGAUAGGGAAUGCACUAAAAAGUGGGGGGUAGUAUCUGAUGGAUGAGAAGAUACAUAAACCUCUGUGCGAACAGAUAUGGAUGAAUGAUGGCUAUGUUCUGCCUCCGGGUCAGAGGCAGUAACGCUUCUGAAUGCCUGUUUCUGGAAGCCCUGGUGCUCUGGUCCUGCUUUUCCAUAAUGGGCAUCUGUUUGGCCACUGUAAGAACAGGAGGGCUGGAUGGAUGAACCCCUUUGGCCUGAUCCAUCAGAGGCUCUUCUUGCGUUCUCACAUUCUUACUGCUGCACAGUGGUACCUCUGGUUACGUAUUUAAUUCGUUCUGGAGGUCCGUUCUUAACCUGAACUGUUCUUAACCUGAAGCACCACUUUAGCUAAUGAGGCCUCCUGCUGCCGCCACACGAUUUCUGUUCUCAUCCUGAAGCAAAGUUCUUAACCUGAAGCACUAUUUCUGGGUUAGUGGAGUCUGUAACCUGAAGCGUCUGUAACCCGAGGUACCACUGUAUAACCUUGCCGUAAAACAAAUAGGAAGGAACGCUAAAAAACAGGCCAGACAUUGCACGUGACCUCCCAUGCAGGCUUUGUGAAAGCAAGUCUGUGUGAAUGCUCAACAAACAACCACUGAGAAGAGUCCCACGCCUCUUGCGCUGAUUUCAGCCUCACAGGCUGUGCAGUGCAGGGAAUCAAACAGUAAUUCCGUCAGUAGAGCGAGAUCAGAUGGCUACCAGGUAGACUGACUUAGACUGCUUCAUGUUUGCAAAGCACUUUUGCAUUGGUCUUACGACACCAGAGGAAGCUGGGUGGGUGGCUGCUGAGUCUUGCAACCAUUUAUCUACCUGUUGAUUUGUUCUCCCUCCCUCUCUCUCCCUCCCUCUUUCUCUCUCAGGCUGUUCAACUGACUGCAUUCAAAUCAUCAGGUAAUGCUUUUCCCAUCUGCUCUUUUCCUGGCCUUACCUGAGCGUUCUGUGUCACCUGAUUUUCACUUUCUUUGAUGAUGGGAGUGGGGGAAGCCACCACUCUUUUUUGUUUCUGCUUUAAAAGUCUUUGUUUAGUAUUCCUCCCAGUCUUAGACAUUUGCACUUGCUGAUAGUGCUGGCAAACAGACUGAGGUGGGUGCAGAAUCCUUGCUGGUGAGAGGGACGUUGCCUUGAUUUCUAAAAGCUCUGUAUAGGAUGGGUUCAGGAUAAUAAUAAUAAUAAUUUAUUGUUUAUACCCUGCCCAUCUGGCUGAGUUUCCCCAGCCACUCUGGGCGGCUCCCAAUCGAGUGUUAAAUACAAUACAGCAUUAAAUAUUAAAAACUUCCCUAAACAGGGCUGCCUUCAGAUGUCUUUUAAAGAUACGAUAGCUAAGGGACGUGGGUGGCGCUAUGGGUUAAACCACAGAGCCUAGGGCUUGCCGAUCAGAAGGUCGGCAGUUUGAAUCCCAGCGACGGGGUGAGCUCGCAUUGUUCGGUCCCUGCUCCUGCCAACCUAGCAGUUCGAAAGCACAUCCAAGUGUAAGUAGAUAAAUAGGUACCGCUCCAGCGGGAAGCUAAACGGUGUUUCCGUGCGCUGCUCUGGUUCGCCAGAAGCGGCUUAGUCCUGCUGGCCACAUGAUCCGGAAGCUGUACGCCGGCUCCCUCGGCCAAUAAAGCAAGAUGAGCGCCGCAACCCCCAAGUUAUCCGUGACUAGACCUAAUGGUCAGGGGUCCCUUUACCUUUAAAAAUAAAAAAUAAAAAAUACGAUAGCUGCUUAUUUCCUUGACGUCUGAUGAGAGGGCGUUCCACAGGGCGGGCGCUACUACCGAGAAGGCCUUCUGCCUGGUUCCCUGUAACCUCACUUCUCUCAAUCAACCUGAGUUGACCCAGCCCUGCAGAAGGGUUGCACAAAUUUCACAAUUUUCUCAAAACACACCAGACGAGCAGCUGUGCCAAAUAGUUCCAAGUGCCUGUGCGGUUCAUCUCAUUUGGGGGGGGGGGGGGAUGUACAAACCUGAAGUGAGGCUUGGUUCCUGGACAGUGGGCUGAGCAGCGUAGCACCAAACCCCCCAAUUGCUCACAUGGGGGGAAAUCAAUGGUGGCGCUUUUUUCUUUGUGUUUUGUUUUAGAAAACUGUUGCUGGCACUCACCAUGAAGUUGUUACAGUAAGUGCUGCACUUUUAACGGGGUUGGGGGAAGGUGCCGGUACUGAGUACCCUUGAGUAACCCCCCCCCCCCCAAAAAAGAGCCCUGGGGGGAAAUAAAACAACGAACCCAGCGGGAGCGAGAGGAGAGGGAGCCACAGGUGCUGUGAGCACUCAGAGGUCGCUGACCCUGCAUCAACAAAGCCCCUAUUUCCCUGCAAAUUGUUUUAAGCUCACUAAAUAGGGACUUAUUUUCUUUAGUUGUAGGUCUGAACAAAACCUAGACAUCUUGAGAUGAGGGCCCUUGUUCAAAUAUUUUGUUGGGGGCUUGCUUGUGGGUGUGCAACCCCCACAUGUGUGUUUGUACACACUCUUGUGAAGCACAAAGUCUUUGCCCGUUCAUUUCUGCCCCUUUCUCUCUCUCUGCCUCUUCCACCCAACCCUUUCUGCCUAAACAAUCCUGUUUAAAAUACGUGGCAAAGCAUCUAGUCAGCCAAAAGGAUACCCAUGAAAUUAAGGUCAGGCAAGAGUUAGAUCUGGAACUCUGGCUGAUUUUGCAAAGAUGUCCAACUCUCAUUUGCUGAGCCAUAUCAGCAGCAAGGACUUGCUGAUCAGAAGGUUGGCGGUUCGAAUCCCUGUGACAGGGUGAGCUCCCGUUGCUCUGUCCCUGCUCUUGACAAGCUAGCAGUUCGAAAGCACGUCAAAGUGCAAGUAGAUAAAUAGGUACCGCUCUGGCGGGAAGGUAAACGGCGUUUCCGUGCGCUGCUCUGGUUCACCAGAAGCGGCUUAGUCAUGCUGGCCACAUGAUCCGGAAGCUGUAUGCCGGCUCCCUUGGCCACUAAAGUGAGAUGAGCGCCACAACCCCAGAGUCGGCCAUGACUGGACCUAAUGGUCAGGGGUCCCUUUACCUUUACCUAUCAGCAACAAAAUUUCUUUCCCCUGCCUUCAAUUAUUAUACUGCUCAAGUGAAGAAAUUUUGGAGGAACCAAGAAUGUGGAAGGACUGUGAGGUUGGGAUUGUAGCUCAGUAGUGGAACACCUGCUUGGCAUGUAGAAGAUCACAGGUUCAAUCCCCAAUGACUUCUACAGGUAGGGCUGGGAGGGACUCCUGAAACCCUGGAGAGCUUCUGCCAGUCUGUGCAGACAAUACUGAGUUCGAUGGACCAAUGAUCUGACUUGGUUCAUCCUAUUGCUCUGUCCCUGCUCCUGCCAACCUAGCAGUUCAAAAGCACGCCAGUGCAAGUAGAUAAAUAGGUACCGCUGUGGUGAGAAGGUAAAUGGCGUUUCCGUGCACUCUGGCUUCUGUCAUGGUCCUCCGUGUGCCAGAAGCAGUUUAGUCCUGCUGGCCACAUGACCCGGAAAGCUGUCUGUGGACAAACGCCGGCUCCUUCGACCUGAAAGCGAGAUGAGCGCUACAACCCCAGAGUCGCCUUUGACUGGACUUAACCAUCCAGGGGUCCUUGACCUUGACCCUGAUUUGGUAUAAGGCUGCUUCCUGUGCUCCUGUCACUCAAAAGGGAUUCCUGGGUUUUUAGUCCUAAAUGUAUGCCCUUCACAUCAGGCUCUGGUGGGCGGAUCUUGGGGUUCUGAUCACAACAACCACCACCACAAUCCUGCAAGCCUUUAGGUUAAGUCAUUAGGUCAAGUCCAAUAUAUGAAUAUGAUGCUUUGGGUGGACUCCAUGCUAACAAAGGCUCUUUCCUGCCUCUGCAGUUCAGAUUAUGUGUCUUAUUUAGCCACUGCAGGAAAAGGAUGCUGAAUUCCAUGGGCCACUGGCCUCACCUAGCAGGCUGUCUUACGUUCCUAUGUAAACUUCGUGGUAAAAGGUAAAGGUAAAGGGACCCCUGACCACUAGGUCCAGUUGUGGCUGACUCUGGGGUUGCGGCGCUCAUCUCGUUUUACUGGCUGAGGGAGCCGGCGUACAGCUUCUGGGUCAUGUGGCCAGCAUGACUAAGCCGCCUCUGGCGAACCAGAGCAGCGCACGGAAGCGCCGUUUACCUUCCUGCCGGAGCGGUACCUAUUUAUCUACUUGCACUUUGACGUGCUUUUGAACUGCUAGGUGGGCUCUGAUGGCCACCUGACAUGGUGACUAUGCUCUGCCUCCACAAUUGGAAGUAGAAAGGCUUCUUAGAAUCACACAAUGGCAGAGCUGGAAGGGACCCCAGGGUCAUCUAGUCCAACCCGCUGCAAGGCAGGAAUUGCAACUCUGGCAGGUGGCCAUCCAACCUCUUCUUUAAAACCUCCAGUGAAGGAGAGUCCACCCCCUUCCAAGGGAGUCCGUUCUGCUAUCUAACACCUCUUACCAUCAGAAUCAUAGGGCUGUAAGGGACCCCAAGGGUCAUCUAGUCCAACCGCCUGCAAUGCAGGAAUCAGAAGGUUCUUCCUGAAGCUGGAGCUGCAGGAAGUGAGAGGGCUCUGGUGCUCGAAUCCUACUUUCUGGUUUCCCACAGGCAUCCGGCUGGCCACUGUAGGAACAGGAGGCUGGGCUGUUCUUCAGGUUUAUCUGGCCAUCUGUCUAGGUGGGCAGAGACUGAACUUGCCAGACUUUUGUCCCCCAGAUGUUUUGGUCUACAAUUUCCAUUGUGUCCUUCCAGGCAGCACCAGGCAGGUAAAGCCUGAAAUAGACAGAUGUUGUUGUUGUUUAGUCGUUUAGUCGUGUCCGACUCUUCAUGACCCCCUGGACCAGAGCAUGCCAGGCACUCCUGUCUUCCACUGCCUCCCGCAGUUUGGUCAGACUCAUGCUGGUAGCUUAGAGAACACUAUCCAACCAUCUCGUCCUCUGUCGUCCCCUUCUCCUUGUGCCCUCCAUCUUUCCCAACAUCAGGGUCUUUUCCAGGGAGUCUCUCUCUCAUGAGGUGGCCAAAGUCUUGGAGCCUCAGCUUCAGGAUCUGUCCUUCCAGGGAGCACUCAGGGCUGAUUUCCUUCAGAAUGGAUACGUUUGAUCUUCUUCUUGCAGUCCAUGGGACUCUCAAGAGUCUCCUCCAGCACCAGAAUUCAAAAGCAUCCAUUCUUCAGCGAUCAGCCUUCUUUAUGGUCCAGCUCUCACUUCCCAUACUGGGAAAACCAGAGCUUUAACUUAGACAGAUAAACCACGUCUAACAAGCUGUGGUAUGUUGUAGCUGGAUAACCCUGGACUCAAGGGCUCCCUUUCUGUCAAGACCACCAGUUGCCCCCUUCCCACCAACUGAGGCCACUGACCACUGCUUGACCACUGCUUCAAUAUCCCUGAGAUGGAGCUAGGAACCAAGCAAGUAAGCCGCUUUGCCAACCCUGAUUUAGAAAGAAAAGGAAUAUUUCCCACCUGGGCCCCUUUGCCUUUUAAACCCCCUGAAGUCCUUGUACCAUCAUGACUGCAGGAACAAAAGGGGAUUUUGCUGCUUCUUCCCUGACACUGGGCAUAUUUACCUGAGAAUAAGCACCGUUUUCUCGUGGAAAAGAAUGGCAUAAUUUUCAAAGUAAAAACAAUUUUGAAAGAACUUAUUUUAAUCACGCACACUCCUGGCCAACCACCCACAGGCUAUACAAUAAGUGAGAAUAAUGGAAGAGGUGAAGCAGUGAUCAGUUUUCUUCAUCUGAAGGCUUUGACCUUAGCUGUGUUUAUGGUUUAUUUACACCAUUUAUUUGCUGCCGAGGUGGCAUCCAAGAGCAGACAUAAAAAGGGGGGAAAGGAAAGGAGGGGGGGAAACAGGAGCAGGGUAAGACAAAAAGAGUUACGCAGAGCUAGGAGAGGCGAAGAACAAAAUCUGUGACCUGUUUGCAACCAAUUGCUUUUCAGCUGCCUUGCAAAAAAUAUAUUAUUUUAAACCCACGGAUAGUUGUGCUUGAUUCCUGGGCAUCUGCUAUGGCGUUGUGAAGAAAGAGAUAUCAUUAAACCAAGACGGACACAAUUUGUUUGCAUUGGGAAGGCUACAGUCCCUCCCUCUCCCUUUGAGAGCUUCUGGACCCAUUCACAGCACAAGAGGCUACAGGUUCCUGCCUCUGAACGCAGACAUGCACCUUCUAAUGAGUUUCUGGCUGCUUUAUGAAGACAUGAUCUUCUGUCAAUAUUCAUUACACCCCAUUAUGCGGGGAGGGGAGGCCCCUGGGAAGUAGGGGAGUGGUGGGGGGUGCUGCUACAUAUUUGCACAGACAAUAAGAAACACAUCUUUUUCAUCUUGGUGAAGAAGGCAAUCGCCUCAGCCCCCAUCUCCUCGAGUGUCAGCCCAUUGUUUCCCUGUGAUAAUUUCAUUAUCCGCUUUGAAUACAUCUUGUUUGUUGCUAAGCUGUGCAUAGCAACAUGUGCCUCGUCUCCACAGCUGGGCACCCGAGCAGCCGAGAAGAAGCCAUUCUGACGAACUGGAGCUCACACAACGUACCCGACUUGGAUUUUGUUUAUAUAAGCAGCAGGCAGCCCUCAAGCCCCAGGGGCCGGGCAAAGCAGCGGUUCAGAGGCAGACUUUGGCAACAUCCGCACCCACAUACUUGGGAGCGAUGCCGCUUUUAACAGCCGUGGAUUCUGCCCCCAAAGAAUUCUGGGAGCUGUAGUUUGGGGUGCUGAGAGUUGCAAGGAGGCCUCAGUAUUCCUCCUCAUGAAGCUACAAUUCCCAGAGUUCCCUGUGAAGACAGGUUUCUUCUUAAACCACUCCGGGAAAUUGCAGCCCUGUGAGGGGAGUUGAGGCCUCCUCAGCACCCUUCAUGGAAUGCACUCCCAGAAUUCUUUUGGGGGGGAGCCAUGACACUUUAAAGGGGAAGUAACCGUGGUUAGGGACGCGGGUGGCGCUGUGGUCGAAGCCACUGAGCCUCUUGGGCUUGCCGAUCAGAAGGUCGGUGGUUCGAAUCCCCACAAUGGGAUGAGCUCCCGUUGCUCUGUCCCAGCUCCUGCCUACCUAGCAGUUCGAAAGCACAUUAAAGUGCAAGUAGAUAAAUAGGUAGCGCUCUGGCGGGAAGGUAAACGGCGUUUCCGUGCGCUGCUCUUGUUCGCCAGAAGCGGCUUAGUCAUGCUGGCCACAUGACCCGGAAGCUGUACGCCGGCUCCCUCGGCCAGUAAAGUGAGAUGAGCGCCGCAACCCCAGAGUCGUCCGCGACUGGACUUAACUGUCAGGGGUCCCUUUACCUUUUUAACAAUGCUUUAAGUGUAUGAAGGUGGCAAGGGAGUUGGAUUUGGAAGGACUGUUGAUGCUGGGGAGGCUUUCCACCUGAGGUGAUGGGCAAGAUGGCGCCUCCUCCCCAUUCCAGAUACACUGUUGCAUCGGGAGCGUUGGAGGGCCCUGAUCCUGCAGCCUCCAGGACCUGUGAUCCCUGACCCAGUGUGGGUUCUGCUGUUGGCUGUGCUGAUGCCUCUGUCUCUUCUCCCUUAGGCUUAUGAGAGGAGCUGCCCCAGGUGAUCUCCUCCACCACCACCCCAGUUCAACACAAAUGAUCGAAGAAUUGCAUCAAGGAGACCAGAAGGCUAUGUGCAGCUGGCUGUUUCUUCCUCUACUUUCCCAAUAUCUGGCAUUGAACAGGCUGGGCUUUGGCCCCUGGUUCACUGGCCAGGGGAGUAUUUGCCAGGCGUCCUUCUUCCCCGACUCAUCCAUUCUGGUUUCCUUAAAUCUGUUGAUGUCCUCCUCUCACGGACUGUGACUCUUGCUGGCUUUUCUUAUUGUGAGCUUUGUAUGGCCUUGGAACCUGGGAGUUCACAGCCAAAACUCACCCCCCACCCCACCCCCAGCCCACUUUGCUUUCUGUGUUUUUGGCGAGAGAUAGAGC
Messenger RNA from Podarcis lilfordi (Lilford's wall lizard), 65762 nucleotides. The record is from the annotation of a GenBank genome assembly. Lineage: Eukaryota; Metazoa; Chordata; Lepidosauria; Squamata; Lacertidae.